AUGACCGGUCUUGUGUCAUGUCCCAGCGGUCUGCUAGUCAUUGGCCUCUGCCUCGCACUUUCCUCCGUCAACGCCCAGUCAGCGAUAUGGACCAAUGAAGGUAAGAGACACUAACCCUAACCCAAACCCCUGUAAGACAUGGACCAAUAACGUAAAGACUAAAUCAGCCCUACUGUAUAACAGCUCUACCCUGCACCUUAGAGACUGCUGCCCUGUGUACCGUUGAAGUCGGAAGUUUACAUACACCUUAGCCAAAUACAUUUAAACUCAGUUUUUCACAAUUCCUGACAUUUAAUCCUAGUACAAAUUCCCUGUCUUAGGUCAGUUAGGAUCACCAGUUUAUUUUAAGAAUGUGAAAUGUCAGAAUAAUAGUAGAGAGAAUGAUUUAUUUAAGCUUUUAUUUCUUUCAUCACAUUCCCAGUGGGUCAGAAGUUUACAUGCACUCAAUUAGUAUUUGGUAGCAUUGCCUUUAAAUUGUUUAACUUGGGUCAAACGUUUUGGGUAGCCUUCCACAAGCUUCCCACAAUAAGUUGGGUGAAUUUUGGCCCAUUCCUCCUGACAGAGCUGGUGUAACUGAGUCAGGUUUGUAGGCCUCCUUGCUCGCUCACGCUUUUUCAGUUCUGCCCACAAUUUUCUAUAGGAUUGAGGUCAGGACUUUGUGAUGGCCACUCCAAUACCUUGACUUUGUUGUCCUUAAACCAUUUUGCCACAACUUUGAAAGUAUGCUUGGGGUCAUUGUCCAUUUGGAAGACCCAUUUGCGACCAAGCUUUAACUUCCUGACUGAUGUCUUGAGAUGUUGCUUCAAUCUAUCCACAUAAUUUUCCUUCCUCAUGAUGCCAUCUAUUUUGUGAAGUGCACCAGUCCCUCCUGCAGCAAAGCACCCCCUCAGCAUGAUGCUGCCACCCCCGUGCUUCACGGUUGGGAUGGUGUUCUUCGGCUUGCAAGCGACCCCCUUUUUCCUCCAAACAUAACGAUGGUCAUUAUGGCCAAACAGUUCUAUUUUUGUUUCAUCAGACCAGAGGCCAUUUCUCCAAAAAGUACGAUCUUUGUCCCCAUGUGCAGUUGCAAACCGCUUUGCACACUCUUGGCAUUCUCUCAACCAGCUUCACCUGGAAUGCUUUUACAACAGUCAUGAAGGAGUUCCCACAUAUGCUGAGCACUUGUUGGCUGCUUUUCCUUCACUCUGCCGUCAAACUCAUCCCAAACCAUCUCAAUUGGGUUGAGGUCGGGGGAUUGUGGACGCCAGGUCAUCUGAUGCAGCAUUCCAUCACUCUCCUUCUUGGUAAAAUAGCCCUUACACAGCCUGGAGGUGAGUUGGGUCAUUGUCCUGUUGAAAAACAAAUGAUAGUCCCACUAAGCACAAACCAGAUGAGAUGGCGUAUCGCUGCAGAAUGCUGUGGUAGCCAUGCUGGUUAAGUGUGCCUUGAAUUCUAAAUAAAUCACAGACAGUGUCACCAGAAAAGCACCCCCACACCAUAACACCUCCUCCUCCAUGCUUUACGGUGGGAAAUACACAUGCAGAGAUCAUCCGUUCACCCACACCGCUUCUCACAAAGACACGGCGGUUGGAACCAAAAAUCUCCAAUUUGGACUCCUGACCAAUAGACACAUUUCCACCGGUCUAAUGUCCAUUGCUCCUGUUUCUUGGCCCAAGCAGGUCUCUUCUUAUUAUUGGUGUCCUUUAGUAGUGGUUUCUUGCAGCAAUUUGAACAUGAGGCAUGACUAACACAGUCUCCUCUGAACAGUUGAUGUGUCUGUUACUUGAACUCUGUGAAGCAUUUAUUUGGGCUGCAAUUUCUGAGGCUGGUAACUCUAAUGAACUUGUCCUCUACAGCAGAGGUAACUCUGGGUCUUCCAUUCCUGUGGUGGUCCUCAUGAGAGCCAGUUUCAUCAUAGCGCUUGAUGGUUUUUGCAACUGCACUUCAAGAAACUUUCAAAUUUCUUGAAAUGUUCCAUAUUGACUGACCUUCAUGUCUUAAAGUAAUGAUGGACUGUCGUUUCUCUUUGCUUAUUUGAGCUGUUCUUGCCAUAAUAUGGACUUGGUCUUUUACCAAAUAGGGCUAUCUUCUGUAUACCACCCCUACCUUGUCUCAACACAACUGAUUGGCUCAAAUUCAUUAAGAAGGAAUGAAAUUCCACAAAUUAACUUUUAAGAAGGCACACCUGUUAAUUGAAAUGCAUUCUAGGUGACUACCUCAUGAAGCAGGUUGAGAGAAUGCCAAGAGUGUGCAAAGCUGUCGUCAAGGCAAAGUGUGGCUACUUUGAAGAAUCUCAAAUAUAAAAUAUAUUUUGAUUUGUUUAACACUUUUUUGGUUACUACAUGAUUCCACAUGUGUUAUUAGAUUUGAUGUCUUCACUAAUUAUUCUACAAUGUAGAAAAUAGUAAAAAUAAAGAAAAACCCUGGAAUGAGUAGGUGUGUCCAAACUUUUGACCAUUACUUUAUGUGCAUAUUAUGUGUGAGUAAACAGAGAGUGUUUGUGUGAGUACGCAAGGCCCUGCAUAGAGACGGAGCAAAACAAAAAAUGAAAGGUCAAUAAAGAUACAAGGUUAUUUUGUUUUGUGUGUGAGUGUGUUGAGUCCUGUGAGCGUGCAUAAAGACAGUGCAACAUUUUUAAUUAAAUAAAGGGUCAACUCAGAUAGUCCGUGUAGCCAAUCUCUUAGCUAUGUAUCAGUCUUAUGGCUUGGGGAUAGAAGCUGUUCAGGAGCCUGUUGGUGUCAGACUUGAUGCACCGGGAACCUCUUGCCGUGUGGAAGCAGAGAGAACCGUCUAUGGCUUGGGGGGCUGGAGUCUUUAACGAUUUUCCAGGCCUUCCUACCACACCAACCUGAUAUAGAGGUCCUGGAUAGCAGGGAACUCUGCCCCAUUGAUGUACUGGGCUGUCCGCACCACCUGAUAUAGAGGUCCUGGAUAGCAGGGAACUCUGCCCCAUUGAUGUACUGGGCUGUCCGCACCACCUGAUAUAGAGGUCCUGGAUAGCAGGGAACUCUGCCCCAUUGAUGUACUGGGCUGUCCGCACCAACCUCUGUAGCGCCAUACGAUCGAGGGCAGUGCUAUUGCCAUACCAAGCAGUGAUGCAGCCAGUCAAAAUACUCUCAAUGGUGCAGCUGUAGAACGUUUUGAGGAUUUGAGGGCCCCCAUGUCAAACUUGUUCAACCUCCUGAUGUUUUUCAAGGGCUUCUUCACGACUGUGCGUGUGUGUUUGGACCAUUUUAAGUCUUUAGUGAUUUGUACUCAGAGGAACUUGAAGCUCUCAACCUGGAAGCUCUCAAGCAUUGUUGGUUAAGGGCUUGUAAGUAAGCAUUUCACGGUAAGGUCUACACCUGCUUUAUUCGGCGCAUGUGACAAAUAAAAAUGUAUUUGAUUUGAUUCUCAGUUGAUUUGACUAUUGUCUCAUUCAUUUAAGCUAUUUGAGGUUUUUAGUAUAGUUGUCUAAUGUUGGUAUAUUAUUCUGUUUUAAUGUUACUCCUCAAUCACUAUGAUAAAUAUCAUAGUUUUUCUUUAGUGUAUUUUUAACAGAGCUGAGAUUUACUUUGAAGUGUAAAGUGUAAGAAUAAUGAAAUCAGUCAAUGACAUCUACCAUCUACCAUCUACCAUCUACCAUCUACCACCUACCAUCUACCAUCUACCAUCUACCAUCUACCAUCUACCAUCUACCACCUACCACCUACCAUCUACCAUCUACCAUCUACCAUCUACCACCUACCACCUACCAUCUACCAUCUACCACCUACCAUCUACCAUCUACCAUCUACCAUCUACCAUCUACCACCUACCACCUACCACCUACCACCUACCAUCUACCAUCUACCACCUACCACCUACCACCUACCACCUACCACCUACCACCUACCAUCUACCAUCUACCAUCUACCAUCUACCACCUACCACCUACCACCUACCACCUACCAUCUACCAUCUACCACCUACCAUCUACCAUCUACCAUCUACCAUCUACCACCUACCAUCUACCAUCUACCAUCUACCAUCUACCAUCUACCAUCUACCAUCUACCAUCUACCAUCUACCAUCUACCAUCUACCACCUACCACCUACCACCUACCACCUACCAUCUACCAUCUACCAUCUACCAUCUACCAUCUACCAUCUACCACCUACCACUACCAUCUACCAUCUACCAUCUACCAUCUACCACCUACCAUCUACCAUCUACCAUCUACCAUCUACCAUCUACCAUCUACCAUCUACCAUCUACCAUCUACCAUCUACCAUCUACCAUCUACCACCUACCACCUACCACCUACCAUCUACCAUCUACCAUCUACCAUCUACCACAGUAUAUGUUUUAUACAACAGCCUUCUGUGUUAUUCUCUUUUCGACUCCAUCCGCAAUCAAACGCCAGAUUUUUCUCCAUCUCCUUAGCUAUCAUACUCUGCUUCCACCGGGCAUUCCACUGAUUUUAAAACUUGGUCCUCCAGAAAGUGGAGAGCCGUAGCAACACUUUCACAGUUCUUCAUGAUAUCUUUCAAAAAAGCGGCUUUAGAAAGGAUUACCUACACAUACUAAGCAGUUCAUGUUAUAGACAGAAGUGUGCUACGUGGUAAACCAAUCCGGACUCAUCUCUCGCCAUGUCCAGCCCAUCCAUUAUAACAGCCAAUCAUGGCUAGUGGGAAGGUUCCUGACUUUUUCUGUGGCUAAACCAACUAGGCUCGUAAUUUAACAAUUUUAUUUGUAUUUACAGAUGGCAUACAAGUUUGUUAUUAAGCCACAUGAAAGUUCACGUUCCAGAAGUUUCUGUUUCUGCCAAAAAACGAUUUAGAUUUUUUUACCCUCAAAUGCCUCUCCUGUGAAGUAGUGAAACUAGUCAAUUUUUACAAAUUAAUUAAAAAUGAAAAGCUGAAAUGUCUUCAUUCAAUAAUUAUUCAACCCCUUUGUUAUGGAUAGCCUAAAUAAGUUCAUGAGUAAAAAUGUGCUUAACAUUCAUAAUAAGUUGCACUGUGUGCAAAAAUUGUGUUUAAAAUGAUUUUUGAAUGACUACCCCAUCUCGGUACCACACACAUACAAUUAUCUGUAAGGUCCCUCAGUCGAGCAGUGAAUUUCAAACACAGAUUCAACCACAAAGACCAGGGAGGUCUUCCAAUGCCUCGCAAAGAAGGGCAAAUAUUGGUAGAUGGGUAAAAAUAAAAAAAAGCAGACAUUGAAUAUCCCUUUGAGCAUGGUGAAGUUAUUAAUUACACUUUGGAUGGUGUAUCAAUACACUCAGUCACUACAAGGAUACAGGCGUCCUUCCUAACUCAAUUGCCAGAAAGGAAGGAAACCGCUCUCAGGGAUUUCACCAUGAGGCCAACGGUGACUGUAAAACAGUUAGAGAGUUUAAUGGCUGUGAUAGGAGAAAAUGGAGGAUGGAUCAACAACAUUGUAGUUACUCCACAAUACUAACCUAUUUGACAGAGUGAAAAGAAGGAAGCCUGUACAGAAUACAAAUAUUCAAAAAAAUGCAUCCUGUUUGCAACAAGGCACUAAAGUAAAACUGCAACAAAAAAAAGAAUUUCAGUAUUUCAUUUUCAAUUCAUUUGCAAACAAUUCUAAAAACAUGUUUUCACUUUGUCAUUAUGGGGUAUUGAGUGUAGAUGGGUGAGAUGUUUUGUUGUUGAUUUAAUCCAUAUUGAAUCCGGUCUGUAACACAACACAAUGAAUACUGUCUGAAGGCACCUAUUCGGCUGCAAACGGUAGUUUACAAAUCCUGACUGUCCUGAAGACUUAUAGGAGGACUGUAACUGUUUAUAGAUGGUUGCUAUGUAACAGCAGCCACAACAGGAAGCUCUAACAUGUCUUUGUGUAGAGAGACUAUACUUUAGGUCAUAGGGGUUGUAAAUCCUGAAGCUCUUACAUCUCUGCCUUGUCUAGUUUCAGAUGUUCAGUAUGGGAGGCUGGGGUCCAACGUCACGCUGGUGUGUGGAGCGGCACUGGACAGGUAUGUUCCCUAUACAGGGCUCUGGGGGGGUCUGGACAGGUAUGUUCCCUAUACAGGGCUCUGGGGGGGUCUGGUCAGGUAUGUUCCCUAUACAGGGCUCUGGGGGGGGUCUGGACAGGUAUGUUCCCUAUACAGGGCUCUGGGGGGGUCUGGGAUGGGGAUGUUCCCUAUACAGGGCUCUGGGGGGGUCUGGACAGGUAUGUUCCCUAUACAGGGCUCUGGAGGGGUCUGGUCAGGUAUGUUCCCUAUACAGAGCUAUGGGGGGUCUGGACAGGUAUGUUCCCUAUACAGGGCUCUGGGGGGGUCUGGACAGGUAUGUUCCCUAUACAGGGCUCUGGGGGGGGUCUGGGAUGGGGAUGUUCCCUAUACAGGGCUCUGGGGGGGUCUGGGAUGGGGAUGUUCCCUAUACAGGGCUCUGGGGGGGUCUGGACAGGUAUGUUCCCUAUGCAGGGCUCUGGGGGGGUCUGGACAGGUAUGUUCCCUAUACAGGGCUCUGGGGGGGUCUGGACAGGUAUGUUCCCUAUACAGGGCUCUGGGGGGGUCUGGGAUGGGGAUGUUCCCUAUACAGGGCUCUGGGGGGGUCUGGUCAGGUAUGUUCCCUAUACAGGGCUCUGGGGGGGGGGAUGUUCCCUAUACAGGGCUCUGGGGGGGUCUGGACAGGUAUGUUCCCUAUGCAGGGCUCUGGGGGGGUCUGGGAUGGGGAUGUUCCCUAUACAGGGCUCUGGAAGGGGGUCUGGGAUGGGGAUGUUCCCUAUACAGGGCUCUGGGGGGGUCUGGACAGGUAUGUUCCCUAUACAGGGCUCUGGGGGGGUCUGGACAGGUAUGUUCCCUAUACAGGGCUCUGGGGGGGGGGUCUGGACAGGUAUGUUCCCUAUACAGGGCUAUGGGGGGGUCUGGGAUGGGGAUGUUCCCUAUACAGGGCUCUGGGGGGGUCUGGGAUGGGGAUGUUCCCUAUACAGGGCUCUGGGGGGGGUCUGGACAGGGAUGUUCCCUAUACAGGGCUCUGGGGAGGGGUCUGGACAGGUAUGUUCCCUAUACAGGGCUCUGGGGGGCCUGGACAGGUAUGUUCCCUAUACAGGUCUCUGGGGGGGGUCUGGGAUGGGGAUGUUCCCUAUACAGGGCUCUGGGGGGGUCUGGACAGGUAUGUUCCCUAUACAGGGCUCUGGGGGGGUCUGGACAGGUAUGUUCCCUAUACAGGGCUCUGGGGGGGUCUGGACAGGGGAUGUUCCCUAUACAGGGCUCUGGGGGGGUCUGGUAUGGGGAUGUUCCCUAUACAGGGCUCUAGGGGGGUCUGGACAGGUAUGUUCCCUAUACAGGGCUCUGGGGGGGGGUCUGGACAGGUAUGUUCCCUAUACAGGGCUCUGGGGGGGUCUGGACAGGGGAUGUUCCCUAUACAGGGCUCUGGGGGGGUCUGGUAUGGGGAUGUUCCCUAUACAGGGCUCUGGGGGGGUCUGGACAGGUAUGUUCCCUAUGCAGGGCUCUGGGGGGGUCUGGACAGGUAUGUUCUCUAUACAGGGCUCUGGGGGGUCUGGACAGGUAUGUUCCCUAUACAGGGCUCUGGGGGGGUCUGGACAGGUAUGUUCCCUAUACAGGGCUCUGGGGGGGUCUAGGAUGGGGAUGUUCCCUAUACAGGGCUCUGGGGGGGGGGGGGGGGGGGGGUCUGGGAUGGGGAUGUUCCAUAUACAGGGCUCUGGGGGGGUCUGGACAGGUAUGUUCCCUAUACAGGGCUCUGGGGGGGGUCUGGACAGGUAUGUUCCCUAUACAGGGCUCUGGGGGGGUCUGGACAGGUAUGUUCCCUAUACAGGGCUCUGGGGGGGUCUGGACAGGUAUGUUCCCUAUACAGGGCUCUGGGAGGGGUCUGGGAUGGGGAUGUUCCCUAUACAGGGCUCUGGGGGGGUCUGGACAGGUAUGUUCCCUAUACAGGGCUCUGGGGGGGUCUGGGAUGGGGAUGUUCCCUAGGCAUAACUAGCUCUGGGGUGUCAGUCAGUCUAUUUUAGGACAUAUUGUCCUUUCUCCUGGAGGUCAUUCUACCAUGUGACUAAUGCUUAGCCCCUAGCUGUUAAACCUCUUAAUUUAACUACAUGUAUUUAUCAUGAGAUGACCAUGAACAAUAACAUGAAAUGCUGCACACUCCAAGAAAGGUUAGAAUCUCAUCUUUCUGAUAAAAAUAGUUAUACAUUGCUGAGGUGUGGUCACUUUUGAGGACACAAGCUCAAGUACACAGUACAAAAAUAAAGACAUAUAUCCUAUUCAAUAAAUGACAGAUUUCCUAUUCAACAAAACUGUAUGAAUAAGGCUUGAAAUGACUUAUAAACUUUCUAAAUAUAGUAUAAUCAAAUUUUAAAACCACUAACUCUAAGAUGUCACCUUCCCUAUAACUGUAAAAUACAUAAUUGUAUGUUCAGUGUUAGAGUAAAUUUGCAUAUUUUCUAAAUGUUUUUGAUCAAAACAUCUGAACGUCACACUGAGCUCUAGCUCGGCUUCCUGGACUCGUUAGGAACUCACCUUUCAUCUCAUAUUAAUAAUAUUGUCCAUCUACGACAAACAGAAAGUGUUUGUUGUUAAAAAUCUAUGAAUUAUUUUAGAUUAAUGGCUAUAAAUUCAACCUCUGAAUGUGCUACAGUGAUGAAACCAUUCUCUCCUGCUGCACUACGAUGUAAGGAUUGCAGGCCAUUAAUCUAAAUGUGGCUGUGACAUAGGGUUCAGCCAGGAAGUGGUGUAGUGGUCUAAGGCGUGGUGCAGUGGUCGAAUCCAGGCUCUGUCGCAGCCGGCCGCGACCGGGAGACCCAUGGGGCACAAUUGGCCCAGCGUCGUCCAGGGUAGGGGAGGGAAUGGCCGGCAGGGAUGUAGCUCAGUUGAUAGAGCGUGGUGUUUGCAAUGCCAGGGUUGUGGGUUCGAAUCCCACGGGGGGCCAGUAUGAAAAAUUAAAAAAUAAUGUAUGCACUCACUAACUGUAAGUCGCUCUGGAUAAGAGCGUCUGCUAAAUGACUAAAAUGUAUAUGUAAGAGCCAAUGAAAUGGCAAGAGGGACAUCCCAGCUUCAAGUGGUUUCAGAUUUCACAUCCUACUUCACACAGGCACAAAACAUAUACUACUGUGUCCGUGGGAACCAGGGCUAUCCCUCAAUGCAAGCCAUUUCCAUCCACAUUGUCCACAGACAUCAUAAUGUCUCUGCAGGACAUCAGUGGAGUGGCGUCUGAACAGGAGGUCCGUGUUACCAUGGCAGCACCGAGUGACAUCAGAUGGUCAUCUGGUCCUCCUGCAUGCCGACCACACCGCUGAGGGGAACUACAGCUGCAGUGAUGACCAGGGAUUCCUCAUCCAGACAACCCGACUCAGGCUGGGGCGUAAGUCUCCCCUUCCCUCUACCACGCUAGAUAGAUUCAUAGACUCAGGCUGAGACCUAAGUUGUAAUAUUAAUCAUUCCUUGGAAAGGAUACCGGGGAGAGCUGCAGUCAGGGAACAAUAACAACAGUUCCCUUCAGCUCCCAGCACUUCAUUCGUCGGACAGGAAAUGACAACGUCAGUCCAUUCAGCUUCCUGAUAAGAGGGGCAAGGCCAGAGACUUGACCACUUGAAUAAGACAGAGAGAGGACCAGUAGUAUUAUUUAUACACACAUUGAGCUGUGAGGAAUCCCAUCGUUGUAAACCUUUAUGUAUUGGGUUGUUGAGUAUUUGUAGGUGUAUCAUCUUCAGAAAGACUGAGUCCCAGUGUGUAGAUAUUGUGAUCAUCAUUUCUCCUCUCUUCUUCCUCAGAUCCCCCCGGGCUGCUCAAUGUUUCCUGUCGUGUGUCCAAUCACAGCCUGGUAUUGUGUUCAUGGGUGGAGUCUGUGAAGACCCACCUGCCUGCCCAGUACCACGCCUCCUACAGGUAAGCCACCGUCCUCUCCUUUCCUACCGUACACAGAUAUAAUGGUGUUGAUGGUGAAGGACCUCCCUCUCUCCUCUCUCCCCCCCCCCAGGGGUAAUAAAAGCCAGGUGAGGAUGUGUGUGGUGUCCUCUCCCACCCAGAGACAGUGUACCAUCUCAGACCCCACCAUGUGGCAGCAAUACCAUGACAUCAACAUCACAGAGACCAACCCUCUGGGGUCACAUACCACCAUCCUCAUGGUCAAGUUACACGAGCUCUGUAGGUCACAACCUCAUCUGGACACUGUGUCUUUACCUGUCUGUCUUUACCUGUCUGUCUUUACCUGUCUUUACCCGUCUGUCUGUACCUGUCUUUUUCCCGUCUGUCUUUACCUGUCUGUCUUUACCUGUCUGUCUUUACCUGUCUGUACCUGUCUGUCUUUACCUGUCUGUCUUUACCCGUCUGUCUUUACCUGUCUGUACCCGUCUGUCUUUACCUGUCUGUCUUUACCCGUCUGUCUUUACCUGUCUGUACCUGUCUGUACCCGUCUGUCUGUACCUGUCUGUACCUGUCUGUCUUUACCUGUCUGUCUGUACCUGUCUGUCUUUACCUGUCUGUCUUUACCCGUCUGUCUUUACCUGUCUGUCUUUACCCGUCUGUCUUUACCUGUCUGUCUGUACCUGUCUGUCUUUACCCGUCUGUCUUUACCCGUCUGUCUUUACCUGUCUGUCUUUACCUGUCUGUCUUUACCUGUCUGUCUGUACCCGUCUGUCUUUACCUGUCUGUCUUUACCUGUCUGUCUUUACCUGUCUGUCUGUACCUGUCUGUCUUUACCUGUCUGUACCCGUCUGUCUUUACCUGUCUGUACCCGUCUGUACCCGUCUGUCUGUACCUGUCUGUACCUGUCUGUACCUGUCUGUACCUGUCUGUACCCGUCUGUACCCGUCUGUCUUUACCUGUCUGUACCCGCCUGUACCCGUCUGUCUGUACCUGUCUGUACCUGUCUGUCUGUACCUGUCUGCCUGUACCUGUCUGUCUGUACCUGUCUGUCUUUACCUGUCUUGGCUUUACCUGUCUGUAUGUAUGUUUGUCUGUCUGUCUGUACCCAUCUGUCUUGACCUGUCUGUCUUUACCUGUCUAUACCUGUCUUUAUUUACCUGUCUGUACCUGUGUGUCUUUACCUGUCUGUACCUGUCUGUCUUUACCUGUCUGUACCCGUCUGUCUUUACCUGUCUGUACCCGUGUGUUUUUACCUGUCUAAACCCAUCUGUCUUUACCUGUCCGUACCUGUCUGUCUUUACCUGUCUGUACCUGUCUGUCUUUACCUGUCUGUCUGUCUGUAUGUCAGUCUGUACCCGUGUGUCUGUAACUGAAUGUACCUGUCUCAAUCAAAUCAAUCAAAUGUAUUUAUAAAGCCCUUUUUACAUCACCCCUGGGCCAACUACACUCAAUCAUAGGACCUACUGAAGAGAUUAGUCUACAGUAAAGACUUAAAGGCCAAGACCGAGUCUGCGUCUCUCACAUGGAUAGGCAGACCAUUCCAUAAAAAUGGAGCUCUAUAGGAGAAAGCCUCCAGCUGUUUGCUUGGAAAUUCUAAGGACAACAAUGGGGCCUGCGUCUUGUGACCGUAGCGUACGUGUAGGUAUGUACGGCAGGACCAAAUCAGAGAGAUAGGUAGGAGCAAAUCCAUGUAAUGCUUUGUAGGUUAGCAGUAAAACCUUGAAAUCAGCCCUGGCCUUAACAGGAAGCCAGUGUAGAGAGGCUAGCACUGGAGUAAUAUGAUCACAUGGUUCUAGUCAAGAUUCUAGCAGCCGUGUUUAGCACUAACUGAAGUGUAGUUAGUGCUUUAUCCGUGUAGCCGGAGAGUAGAGCAUUGCCAUAGUAUAAUCUUGAAGUGACAAAAGCAUGGAUUAGCUUUUCUGCAUAAUUUUGCAAUGUUACGAAGAUGUAAAAAGGCUGCUCUUGAAAUAUUUUUGAUAUGUUCGUCAAAAGAGAGAUCAAGGUCCAGAGUAACAUCGAGGUCCCUCACGGUUUCAUUUGAGACGACUGUACAACCAUCGAGAUUCAUUGUCAGAUCCGACAGCAGAUGUCUUUGUUUCUUGGGACCUAGAACUAGGAUCUCUGUUUUGUCCGAGUAUAAAAGUAACACAUUUUCCGCCAUCCACUUCCUGAUGUCUGAAACACGCCUGGUGGGCAAUUCUGGGGCUUCACCAUGUUUCGUCAAAAUGUACAGCUGUGUGUCGUCCGCAUAGCAGCAAAAGUUGACAUUGUGUUUCCGAAUGACGUCACCAAGAGGUAGCAUAUAUAGUGAAAACAAUAGUGGUCCUAGAAUGGAACCUUGAUUAACACUGAAACUUACCAUUGUAACUGCCUGUACCUGCCUGUACCUGUCUGUACCCAUCUGUACCCGUCUGUACCCGUCUGUCUCGCUGUAUGUACAGUGGUACAAAAAGUAUUUAGUCAGCCACCAAUUGUGCAAGUUCUCCCACUUAAAAAGAUGAGAGAGGCCUGUAAUUUUCAUCAUAGGUACACGUCAACUAUGACAGACAAAUUGAGGAAAAAAAAUCCAGAAAAUCACAUUGUAGGAUUUUUUAUGAAUUUAUUUGCAAAUUAUGGUGGAAAAUAAGUAUUUGGUCACCUACAAACAAGCAAGAUUUCUGGCUCUCACAGACCUGUAACUUCUUCUUUAAGAGGCUCCUCUGUCCUCCACUCGUUACCUGUAUUAAUGGCACCUGUUUGAACUUGUUAUCAGUAUAAAAGACACCUGUCCACAACCUCAAACAGUCACACUCCAAACUCCACUAUGGCCAAGACCAAAGAGCUGUCAAAGGACACCAGCAACAAAAUUGUAGACCUGCACCAGGCUGGGAAGACUGAAUCUGCAAUAGGUAAGCAGCUUGGUUUGAAGAAAUCAACUGUGGGAGCAAUUAUUAGGAAAUGGAAGAUAUACAAGACCACUGAUAAUCUCCCUCGAUCUGGGGCUCUACGCAAGAUCUCACCCCGUGGGGUCAAAAUGAUCACAAGAACGGUGAGCAAAAAUCCCAGAACCACACGGGGGGACCUAGUGAAUGACCUGCAGAGAGCUGGGACCAAAGUAACAAAGCCUACCAUCAGUAACACACUACGCCGCCAGGGACUCAAACCCUGCAGUGCAAGACGUGUCCCCCUGCUUAAGCCAGUACAUGUCCAGGCCCGUCUGAAGUUUGCUAGAGUGCAUUUGGAUGAUCCAGAAGAGGAUUGGGAGAAUGUCAUAUGGUCAGAUGAAACCAAAAUAUAACUUUUUGGUAAAAAACUCAACUCGUCGUGUUUGGAGGACAAAGAAUGCUGAGUUGCAUCCAAAGAACACCGUACCUACUGUGAAGCAUGGGGGUGGAAACAUCAUGCUUUGGGGCUGUUUUUCUGCAAAGGGACCAGGACGACUGAUCCGUGUAAAGGAAAGAAUGAAUGGGGCCAUGUAUCGUGAGAUUUUGAGUGAAAACCUCCUUCCAUCAGCAAGGGCAUUGAAGAUGAAACAUGGCUGGGUCUUUCAGCAUGACAAUGAUCCCAAACACACCGCCCGGGCAACGAAGGAGUGGCUUCGUAAGAAGCAUUUCAAGGUCCUGGAGUGGCCUAGCCAGUCUCCAGAUCUCAACCCCAUAGAAAAUCUUCGGAGGGAGUUGAAAGUCUGUGUUUCCCAGCGACAGCCCCAAAACAUCACUGCUCUAGAGGAGAUCUGCAUGGAGGAAUGGGCCAAAAUACCAGCAACAGUGUGUGAAAACCUUGUGAAGACUUACAGAAAAUGUUUGACCUGUGUCAUUGCCAACAAAGGGUAUAUAACAAAGUAUUGAGAAACUUUUGUUAUUGACCAAAUACUUAUUUUCCACCAUAAUUUGCAAAUAAAUUCAUUAAAAAUCCUACAAUGUGAUUUUCUGGAUUUUCUUUUCUCAUUUUGUCUGUCAUAGUUGACGUGUACCUAUGAUGAAAAUUACAGGCCUCUCUCAUCUUUUUAAGUGGGAGAACUUGCACAACUGGUGGCUGACUAAAUACUUUUUUUCCCCACUGUACCUGUAUGUACCUGCCUGUACCUGUCUGUCUCGCUGUCUGUACCUGUCUGUACCUGUCUGUACCUGUCUGUACCCGUCUGUACCUGUCUGUCUCGCUGUCUGUACCUGUCUGUACCUGUCUGUACAUAGUCGCUUUGGAUAAAAGCGUCUGCUAAAUGGCAUAUUAUUAUUAUUAUUAUUACAUGUCUGUCUCGCUGUAUGUACCUGUCUGUACCUGUCUGUACCUGUAUGUACCUGUCUCUACCUGUCUGUACCUGUCUGUACCCGUCUGUACCUGUCUGUACAUGUCUGUACCUGUCUGUACCUGUCUGUACCUGUCUGUCCUUUUCAAUCUUCACAUUGUUAGUUGUUGAUUCCUAACUCCCCUCUCUCUCUGUCUGUGUGUACCAGUGUGUGUGUACCAGUGUGUGUGUACCAGUGUGUGUGUACCAGUGUGUGUGUACCAGUGUGUGUGUACCAGUGUGUGUGUACCAGUGUGUGUGUACCAGUGUUGGUUGCAUGGUUCCUCACCCCCUCUCUGUGUGUCUACAGUGCAGCCAGAUCCCCCAGAGGCAGUAACAGCAGUGGGGGUGGUAGGAUACCCCAUGGUUCUCCGGGUGUACUGGAGGUACCCUGCCUCCUGGCUCCACGACGCUGUGCCCUUCCCCCUCGUCUUCCAGCUCCGAUACCGUCCUGUAGGAUCCAGCGUCUGGUCAACCGUCAGUUCCUCUAUUAUCAUACUGGAGAUUAUAUUAUAUUAGUCAGUUCCUAUACUAUCCUACCCACUAAUUAUAUUAUAUUAGUCAGUUCCUAUACUAUCCCCCUAUAUCUCUCCCCUCCCCCCUCCCCUAUAUUCUCCUAUCCUCCCCUCUCCCUAAAAUAUCUCAUCUCCCCCUCCCUCCCCCUAUAUCUCUCCCCUCCCUCCCCCUAUAUCUCUCCCCCCUCCCCCUAUAUCUCUCCCCUCCCUCCCCCUAUAUCUCUCCCCUCCCUCCCCCUAUAUUUCUCCCCUCUCUCCCCUCCCUCCCCCUAUAUCUCUCCCCUCCCUCCCCCUAUAAUCUCUCCCCUCCCUCCCCCCUAUAUCCCUCCCCCUCCCUCCCCUAAUAUUUCCCUUCUCCCCUCCCUCCCCCUAUAUCUCUCCCCCUCCCCCUAUUCCUUUCCUUAAUAUCUUUAUCUCCCCCCUCCCCCUUUCCCUCCCUCUAUAUCGAUCUCUCUCUUUUCUCUCCUCUCCUUCUCUUCCCCCUCCAGGUGGAGUCUAAGGCCAGCCCCCUGUUGAUAACCGACGCCCUAGCAGGCCACGCCCACCAGCUGCAGGUGAGAGCCCAGGACGAGAUCAACCCAGACAGCCAGUGGAGCGACUGGAGCCCCCUGCUGCAGGGCUGUCCAUGGAGCGGUGAGAACACUACUGUGUCCCAAAUGGCCCCCUAUUGCCUAUUCAGUGCACUACUUUUGACCAGGGCCUUCCCAGCUAACCAGGAACAUUCCCAGAACAUUAGCUAAGACCCCCAUUAAGUGCUAGUUAGGGUUUUAUCUAACGUUACAAUGGAAACAUCCCAAAAAACAUUCAAAUAAUGUUUUUGAUAGCAAAUGUUGAUUAUUUUUGUUUUUUUAAUGUUUUAAAUGAAAUAUCCUUGGAAUGUUCUCCUAAUAUUCACCAAAAUGUUCCCAGCAAACCAAAAUUGGUUCUAUGAAAGUUUCCAGAACAUUUGUUAGGUUGUGGCAAAUGUUCUCAUAACACAAAAACUGUCCGGUCAUGCUGAUGAUUAUACAAUGUUUGUAUAAAACAUUCACCUGAUGUUGCAACAACGUUCCCAGAAACACAUUUAGUCUGUUAUUUAAAGGUUCCCAGAAUGUUUCAUUAGGUUGUGGGAACAGUCUGGUGGGAACAUUGUGGGGACAUCACAAAAGAUGGGAACUGUCCAGUUGUGCGGAUGAUUAUAAAAUGUUUAUUUUAGGGUGCAAAAAACAUUUACCUGAUGUUACAAGAACGUUCUUAGAACAAUUUUUUAAAUGAUUUUUAAAAGUUCCUAAAACAUUUAUUUUGGAUGUGGGAACAUGACAAGAGGUUCCCACAACACUACAACUGUCCAGAUGUGCUGACAUUCCUUUGAUGUUGUAAGAAUGUUGACAGAACACCUGGUCUAAGUUCUUUAACACUAGAACCGUCUGGCCUUUCAGUCUAUAAGUACCCGCUAGAGAACGUUGAGGACGUUGCAGGGCUUAUCCUUUAGCAAACGCAUCAGGUGCAUAUCAACCCGCAAGGUGUGCAAACAUAAGCACCAACGCAUGAUAAAUAGUGCAUAAACAAUUAUAAAGGAUUAAUUGCAUGAAGAAAUAUUAGUGGAAAUAUAUCCAUUAAAAAAUAUAACAACAAUAGUUAUUUGUUUAGAUAGAGGAUAUGUUUGGUGUAAUUCUACAAAGGCCUAGUGAAAAACGUAGGCCUAAAGCCCAUUGGACACUUCCAGCCGAUGACGCAUCAACAUUCUAACAGUCUAAUAAAUACAUUUCAUAUACUGUAUUAUAUCGGAAGAACAAUCAUUUGGUUGUUUAUGAAGGUCUUACGUAGCAUUAGAAUACUAAAAAAAAUAUUAUUUCAAAGAACAUAAUAACAUUUUCAUUAGUUUAUGUUACUCAAGGCUAUAAGUAAAAACUAAAAUCACUAGUUCAAGAAGAAGUCCAUCAUACACUGAACAAAAAUACAAACACAACAUGCAUGUGACGAGGUGUGAAUGACGGAGUCAGGCGCAGGAGGUAAAACACAGAAAUCCAGAGUUUAUUCAGUGUACAUGAAUAAAGCACAGCAAGCGUCAAAACGAAACUAGCACAAGGGGAAAAUCCACCUUGGCUACAUACAAGGAAAGAGUAGCUCAACCGAGUUACUCACUCUCACAAUGAACAAUCACUCACAAAGGACAAGGGGGGCAGAGGGAACACUUAUACACAGACUAAUGAGGGAAUGACUACCAGGUGUGUGUGAUUGACAAGACAAGACAAAUGGAGUGAUGAUAUAUGGAGCGGUAGUGGCUAGUAAGCCGGUGACGACGAACGCCGAAACCUGCCCGAGCAAGGAGGAGGGGCAGCCUCGGCUGAAUUCGUGACAAUGCAACAAUUUAAAAGAUUUUACUGAGUUACAGUUCAUAUAAGGAAAUCAGUCAAUUGAAAUAAAUUGAUUAGGCCCUAAUCUAUGGAUUUCACGUCUGGGAAUACAAGAGGUAGGGGUGUGGAUAAAAAACACCCGCAAUAAUAUCUGCUAAACGUGUAUGCGACCAAUCAAAUGUGGUUUGAUCUGGUGUGACCACCAUUUUCCUCAUGCAACGCGACACAUCUCCUUCACAUAGAGUUGAUCAGGCUGUUGAUUGUGGCCUGUGAAAAGUUGUCCCACUCCUCUUCAAUGGCUGUGCGAAGUUGCUGGAUAUUGGCGGGAACUGGAACACGCUGUCGUACACGUCGAUCCAGAGCAUCCCAAACAGGCUCAAUGGGUGACAUGUCUGGUCAGUAUGCAGGCCAUUGAAAAACUGGGACAUUUUCAGCUUCCAGGAAUUGUGUACAGAUCCUUGCGAUAUGGGGCCGUGCAUAAUCAUGCUCAAAUAUGAGGUGAUGGCGGUGGAUGAAUGGCACGAACAAUGGGCCUCAGGAUCUCGUGACGGUAUCAUAAGGUGGCUUAUGAUAGAGAAAUUAACAUGACAUUCUCUGGCAACAGUUCUGGUGGAUAUUCCUGCAGUCAGCAUGCCAAUUGCACAGUCCCUCAAAAUUGAGACAUCUGUGGCAUUGUGUUGUGUGACAAAACUGCACAUUUUAGAGUGACCUUUUAUUGUCCCCAGCACAAGGUGCACCUGUGUACUGAUCAUGCUGUUUAAUCAGCUUCUUGAUAUGCCACACCUGUCAGGUGGAUGGAUUAUCUUGGUAAAGGAGAAAUGCUCACUAACAGGGAUGUAAAUAUAUUUGUGCACAACAUUUGAGAGAAAUAAGCUUUUUGUGCGUAUGGGACGUUUCUGGGAUCUUUUAUUUCAGCUCAUGAAACAUGGGACCAACACUUUACAUGUUGUGUUUAUAUUUUUGUUCAGUGUUAUUUUGUUUUGGCAGGUCUAAAGAAACAUUGUGGAAUUUAAAGGCUAUUCUACCAAAUACUAAUUGAGUGUAUGUAAACUUCUGACCCACUGGGAAUGUGAUGAAAGAAAUAAAAGCUGAAAUAAAUCAUUCUCUCUACUAUUAUUCUGACAUUUCACAUUCUUAAAAUAAAGUGGUGAUCCUAACUGAUCUAAGACCGGGAAUUUUUACUAGGAUUAAAUGUCAGGAAUUGUGAAAAACUGAGUUUAAAUGUAUGUGGCUAAGGUGAAUGUAAACUUCCGACUUCAACUGUAUGUGUCCAUACAAUGUUGUUCUGCACUAAGAUGACUGUUGACUGAUGUUACAGAAUCAUACCCUGAUUUAUCCUGACUUUCUGGCAAUUGUGUAAUUCAUAAACAACUUAUCUAUUGAAAUGCAAGGAAGACCAAUUACAGAAAUUAUUACUAUACCAAAACAUAAAAAAUAUAACAAUAUUUAACUCAAGUCAACCUUACCAUCAUGAUUGUAAUACAGUCGUCAGUAGUGUUCACAUUAACCUACUGGAUCUCCUUAGCACAAACAAGAAUAUGAAACAGACAGACUGACUACAGGUGCAAAGACCAUCCACACCCACACCCUGCUAGUAACAGUCUGACUGCAGGUGUAAAGUCCAUCCACACACCCUCCUAGCAACAGACUGACUGCAGGUGGAAAGACAGCUAAGGUCAGCUAACAGGAUAGCCUCUUCGCUCCGGGAGCUAGCUAGCUAUCAAUGUUCAAACGUUGCCUAACCUAGCUAGAUAUCUAGCUAAUGUAGCUAGCGAACAUUAGCUAGCUAGGUGGCUAGUUAGUACCUAUGUUCAACGUUGAUAGACACAAACAGAACGAUGUAUAGAAUGAUUGCAGAAAAAGGCACACAAGGAAACAUUUAACCAAGGUAACGUUAGCUAGCAAGCUAACGUUAGCUAGCUAAAGUUAACUACGUCACUCCCCAGCAACAGUUUCAGCAAACAAAGCAACAACUUUUACUUCAAAUAAUUAUUACCUUAAAAACCUCUUAAGGAUUGGACCCUUUUUGUAAAAAAUUUACCUAAAAUGACAUACCCAAAUCUAACUGCCUGUAGCUCUGGACUUGAAGCAAAGAUAUGCAUAUUUUUUAUAUCCUUUGAAAGGAAACACUUUGAAGUUUGUUGACAUGUGAAAUUAAUGUAGGAGACUAUAACACAUUAGAUCUAGUAAAAGAUAAUACAAACAUCAUCUUUGAAAUGCAAGAGAAAGGCCAGACAGUGAUGUAGGAUUCUAGAUGUAAUUUAGAUGUUGUCCACCAGAUGGCAGCAGUGUGUGUGCGCAAAGUUUCAGACUGAUCCAGUGAAGAAUUACAUCACUACACAAUAUUUUGUUUCAAGUCUGCCAGGAGUUUUUACCAAAUGUGCCGAAUUGGUUUUCAAAUACAUAACUAUAGAGAACAUACAAAAAUGCUAUGGUAAUACAAAAUGUAAGUUUGCACACUCCCAGGAAUGUCAUAAAUGAUGGAUCAUUAGCUUCCCUAUAGAAAAGACACUAACCUUCACACAUCUAGAUGGCCGGGCGGGGUGGGUAUGGAGUCAGAGGUCAAACUGUAGAACCCAGUUCCUACAUUUGAAUAUAAAAAUUGAUGACAAAUCAGAGCAAGAUUACUGAAAGUAAGUACAUUAUUUACCUUCAGAGGUGAAUGUACCAAACCAGUUGCCGUGAUAAAAGUGUUUUGUUGUUGUGCACUAUCCUCAAACAAUAGCAUGGUAUUUUUUAGCUGUAAUAGCUACUGUAAAUUGGACACUGCAGUUAGAUUAACAAUAAUUUAAGCUUUCUGCCCGUAUAAGACAUGUCUAUGCUCCGGAAAGUCGGCUGUUGUUUACAACACCAUUCUAGUCACAUAUCGCAUAUUGAGCAACAACCGUCCCGUAUAAGGGUCACCGAUCCCGUAGAGGUUAAACAGAGACUGUCCCUAAAAAGGAACAAAUCCCUUUGAAGACAGCCUGUGGCAUCGAUAUGAGUCAGAAACAUUUAUUCUAGUGUGAAAAUUGACUACAAAAGUGUAAACAGGAUAAUGUUGGUCAUCAAGUCAGUCUCAUCUAAAACGGAGUUUGGAACCUCAGUGUGUCACAACAAGUAAAUUAAGGUUGGGUUUGGAUUACAAAUAUGUCAACAAAUCACGUCCCCUUUCGUCAAGCUCCACGUGCAAAUCGCCCCUCUGCCCACUUCGCUUCCCUUCAUUGAAUGGGGCUUGUUGUUUCGUCGCCCCCAAACGCGUUCAAAGGAUCACGGGCCGUAUACGGAUUGACCAUGCCUCCGCAGCCAAAGUUCUAUGGUUUGCAUACCCUGCCGAAGGACCGUAGUAUUCGGUCGGAAUAGUUGUUGUUCCCAAGUAUUCACCAGUAUUGCUAGCUUGGUGUGCAACGACCGGUAGUGGUGAGUAUAACCAGAGAUACUGGAAUAUAAUGACCUCUCUGGUAUAACUUAGCUUAUGACGUUAUAUAACGUUAUUGCUCCUUAUGUAGGUACCCUGUACCUAUCUUUUGAUAAAACGAGGCAGGCUAGAUAACAUUUUAUAUAGACUGAAAGCCCCCCUCAAUACCACAGCUAUCCCCUGGUGGCGCAUAGAGUUAAAGAUCUGGCUGCAUACGAAGUGUAAAACAUUUGACCAACUGCCUCGAUUCGGACUUAUGUAGCAACAUUUGGAAAAUGUGUUUUUUACAUUGAAGAAAAUUAGAGACUCAGAGCUAGAAAAUUCAUAAAUCAUACACUGCAGUUGAGGAACAGUGGGAAAUUAAUUCUGCUUUGAAAGUUGAUAAACUUGUAACCCCACAAUUUGAGAAAAUGGCCCAUGAAUGUUUUGGUACACCUACUGGAGAGCUCUUCUUUGUCUACACCUAUUCAGCAUCGUUCCCACCCUCUUAAGCCUUAGCCCCACCCAUCUCUUUAAGGAUUCACAUGUGAGACCAUGUGGUAAACACAAGCUAUAUCAAAUAAAAUCUAAGUUUAUUUGUCACAUGCACAGAAUACAGAAGGUGUAAACGGUACAGUGACAAUACUUGCAUACUUGCAUAGUAGCAAUAUCAAACACAGAAAGUGUCCAAAUAUUAGGUAACGCUUACCCUACACACUUGUCUGCUUGUCUGCUUGUCUGCUUGUCUGCUUUGAUGACUUCUGAUUGGCCAACAACAAUCUCCACGCUCGACUCUGGUGAAAAGCAAAGAGUAGCAGAAUAAAUUAUACAAUCUCUCUCUCUCUAUAUAUAUAUAUAUACUGCACAGAUCUGUAUCGGUCCUUCUGGACAAGCCAGUUAAAAUGACACAUACCCAAGACCCGUGACAAUCAUAUCAGAUCUGACCCGGACCCGUGACAUUAUUUAGAAUUCCGCUCGGGUCCUGGAUCGGGUCUCGGGUACUCGGCUACAGGUGUAUCCGUGAUGACCUCUAGUUCCAAUCUUGUUUCUUGUACUUUAAGGAACUAGAACUGUGCAUGCUUAGAAAUGUUGUAGUAAUAUUAGAUAAAACUUAAAUAUAAAGUUUAUUAAUGUUCUCUUGAAAUGUUCUGAGGACCUCCAAGACAAGGUCAAAUGUAUAUUGUGUGAACAUCAAUGGAAUAUUAUGUUAAACCUUAAACAAAUAUGCUUUGAACGUCAUAAAAACUGACUUAUUUGGAAAAUGAGGAACAUUGUGCAACAUUGUUCGAAUGUUCUGUGCCACCUCUUAAGUACAAUAUGUGAAUAUCACAAUAAUAUUCUUGCAACAUCCCAGACAACUCCCAUAACUUAAUUAAGUGUAAAAUCAAAUCAAAUGUUAUUUGUCACAUGUGCCGAAUACAACAGGUGUAGAUUUUACCAUGAAAGUCUGACUUACGAGCCCUUUCCCAACAAUGCAGAGUUAAAAACUAGCCUUUUUACACUGGAAUGUGAGAUGUAAUCCACACCUCGAUUAGGCUGAUAGAAAUCCUCAUUAUUGAGUUUAAUGAUUUUCAAUUUGAGCGUAGUUAUUUCUAUAUAGCCUACACUUUCUCGUCUAAUACGAGUGGUGUGGGUGUGGCUUCGUGACAAUGAUCAAGAGCAGCUCCAAUGCAGUUCCACCUCCGACAUCGCCAAUACAUCAGCUAUACGGGUGUCGGCUGGCGCCACUUAACACUUGAUCUGAUUGAAUCUAGGCCUUAAACAUUGUAUGAAUGUCAUCACAACUAAGCAUAUUUUGUGUUUUGGGAACCUAUCUCUUGUAAUGUACCCACACAUUUACAUUUACGUAAUUUAGCCGACGCUCUUAAGUCGCUCUCUUAUCCAGAGCGACUUACAAAUUGGUGCAUUCACCUUAUAGCCAGUGGGAUAACCACUUUACAAUAUGUUUAUUUUUUGUUGUUGGGGGGGUGGGGUAAGGGGGGGUAGAAGGAUUACUUUAUCAUAUCCCAGGUAUUCCUUAAAGAGGUGGGGUUUCAAGUGUCUCCGGAAGGUGGUGAGUGACUCUGUCCUGGCAUCGUGAGGGAGCUUGUUCCACCAUUGGGGUGCCAGAGCAGCGAACAGUUUUGACUGGGCAGAGCGGGAACUGUGCUUCCGCAGAGGCAGUGGUGUAAGGCACUGCAUCGCAGUGCUAGCUGUGCCACUAGAGAUCCUGGUUCAAUCCUGGUUCGAAUCCAGGCUCUGUCGUAGCCGGCCGCGACCAGGAGACCAAUGGGGCGGCGCACAAUUGGCCCAGCGUCGUCCAGGGUAGGGGAGGGAAUGGCCGGCAGGGAUGUAGCUCAGUUGGUAGAGCAUGGCGUUUUCAAUGCCAGGGUUGUGGGAUCGAUUCCCACGGGGGGCCAGUAUGAAAAAUAAAAUAAAAAAUAAUGUAUGCACUCACUAACUGUAAGUCGCUCUGGAUAAGAGCGUCUGCUAAAUGUCUAAAAUGUAAAAAAUGUUCUGGGAACCUUUAAAGAACUAUUCUCUCAACAUUCUUGCAACAUCAAAGGAAUAUUUUAUGCAUCCUGAAACAAACAUUAUCUGAACGCAGCACAACUAGACCGUUUUAGUGUUUUGGGAACCUAUCUCAUAUCCCCAUAAUGUUCCCGCAACCUAAAUAAAUGUUUUAGGAAUAUUUAAAGAACAUAAAACAUGUGUUCUGGGAACGUUCUUGUAACAUCAGGUGAAUGUUUUUUGCACCCUAAAAUAAACAUGGUAUAAUCAUCCAUACAACUGGACAAUUCAUCUUUUGUGAAGUCCCCACAAUGUUCCCACCAGACUGUUCCCACAACCUAAUGAAACAUUCUGAGAACCUUUAAAGAACAGACUAAAUGUGUUUCUGGGAACGUUGUUGCAACAUCAGGUGAAUGUUUUAUGCAAACAUUGUAUAAUCAUCAGCACGACUGGACAGUUUUUGUGUUAUGAGAACAUUUGCCGCAACCUAACAAAUGUUCUGGGAACUACCACAGAAGCAGUGUUGGUUUGCUGGGGCUGCAUGGAGGGUACAUUGUGAACUGUCUACAACUGGACCUUUAUUAGCACAGUGUUUGAAUAGACUUUACUUUCUCACUACAGUUACUUGGUCGGAGGUGUGGUUAACAGGUCUUGUGUGUCUUUGUGAAUCCCUACAGGUGGCGCUGCCGAGCCUACUGAAGAAACGUUUCCUGUCGACUACAAUGACUCAGACACAGACCCCUCUACAGCUGACACCAAGUCAGAGAGUAAGUUAGCCUUGUCUUAGCCAGAACGUUCCAUAGAGCAGGAGUCUGUCUCCUGUUUCUGUAGCAGUUAGCCUUGUCUUAGCCAGAACGUUCCAUAGAGCAGGAGUCUGUCUCCUGUUUCUGUAGCAGUUAGCCUUGUCUUAGCCAGAACGUUCCAUAGAGCAGGAGUCUGUCUCCUGUUUCUGUAGCAGUUAGCCUUGUCUUAGCCAGAACGUUCCAUAGAGCAGGAGUCUGUCUCCUGUUUCUGUAGCAGUUAGCCUUGUCUUAGCCAGAACGUUCCAUAGAGCAGGAGUCUGUCUCCUGUUUCUGUAGCAGUUAGCCUUGUCUUAGCCAGAACGUUCCAUAGAGCAGGAGUCUGUCUCCUGUUUCUGUAGCAGUUAGCCUUGUCUUAGCCAGAACGUUCCAUAGGGUAGGAGUCUGUCUCCUGUUUCUGUAGCAGUUAGCCUUGUCUUAGCCAGAACGUUCCAUAGAGGCAGGAGUCUGUCUCCUGUUUCUGUAGCAGUUAGCCUUGUCUUAGCCAGAACGUUCCAUAGAGCAGGAGUCUGUCUCCUGUUUCUGUAGCAGUUAGCCUUGUCUUAGCCAGAACGUUCCAUAGAGCAGGAGUCUGUCUCCUGUUUCUGUAGCAGUUAGCCUUGUCUUAGCCAGAACGUUCCAUAGGGCAGGAGUCUGUCUCCUGUUUCUGUAGCAGUUAGCCUGUCUUAGCCAGAAGUUCCAUAGAGCAGGAGUCUAUCUCCUGUUUCUGUAGCAGUUAGCCUUGUCUUAGCCAGAACGUUCCAUAGGGCAGGAGUCUGUCUCCUGUUUCUGUAGCAGUUAGCCUUGUCUUAGCCAGAACGUUCCAUAGGGCAGGAGUCUGUCUCCUGUUUCUGUAGCAGUUAGCCUUGUCUUAGCCAGAACGUUCCAUAGGGCAGGAGUCUGUCUCCUGUUUCUGUAGCAGUUAGCCUUGUCUUAGCCAGAACGUUCCAUAGAGCAGGAGUCUGUCUCCUGUUUCUGUAGCAGUUAGCCUUGUCUUAGCCAGAACGUUCCAUAGAGCAGGAGUCUGUCUCCUGUUUUCUGUAGCAGUUAGCCUUGUCUUAGCCAGAACGUUCCAUAGAGCAGGAGUCUGUCUCCUGUUUCUGUAGCAGUUAGCCUUGUCUUAGCCAGAACGUUCCAUAGAGCAGGAGUCUGUCUCCUGUUUCUGUAGCAGUUAGCCUUGUCUUAGCCAGAACGUUCCAUAGAGCAGGAGUCUAUCUCCUGUUUCUGUAGCAGUUAGCCUUGUCUUAGCCAGAACGUUCCAUAGAGCAGGAGUCUGUCUCCUGUUUCUGUAGCAGUUAGCCUUGUCUUAGCCAGAACGUUCCAUAGAGCAGGAGUCUGUCUCCUGUUUCUGUAGCAGUUAGCCUUGUCUUAGCCAGAACGUUCCAUAGGGCAGGAGUCUAUCUCCUGUUUCUGUAGCAGUUAGCCUUGUCUUAGCCAGAACGUUCCAUAGAGCAGGAGUCUGUCUCCUGUUUCUGUAGCAGUUAGCCUUGUCUUAGCCAGAACGUUCCAUAGGGCAGGAGUCUGUCUCCUGUUUCUGUAGCAGUUAGCCUUGUCUUAGCCAGAACGUUCCAUAGAGCAGGAGUCUGUCUCCUGUUUCUGUAGCAGUUAGCCUUGUCUUAGCCAGAACGUUCCAUAGGGCAGGAGUCUGUCUCCUGUUUCUGUAGCAGUUAGCCUUGUCUUAGCCAGAACGUUCCAUAGGGCAGGAGUCUGUCUCCUGUUUCUGUAGCAGUUAGCCUUGUCUUAGCCAGAACGUUCCAUAGAGCAGGAGUCUGUCUCCUGUUUCUGUAGCAGUUAGCCUUGUCUUAGCCAGAACGUUCCAUAGGGCAGGAGUCUGUCUCCUGUUUCUGUAGCAGUUAGCCUUGUCUUAGCCAGAACGUUCCAUAGAGCAGGAGUCUGUCUCCUGUUUCUGUAGCAGUUAGCCUUGUCUUAGCCAGAACGUUCCAUAGGGCAGGAGUCUGUCUCCUGUUUCUGUAGCAGUUAGCCUUGUCUUAGCCAGAACGUUCCAUAGAGCAGGAGUCUGUCUCCUGUUUCUGUAGCAGUUAGCCUUGUCUUAGCCAGAACGUUCCAUAGGGCAGGAGUCUGUCUCCUGUUUCUGUAGCAGUUAGCCUUGUCUUAGCCAGAACGUUCCAUAGAGCAGGAGUCUGUCUCCUGUUUCUGUAGCAGUUAGCCUUGUCUUAGCCAGAACGUUCCAUAGGGCAGGAGUCUGUCUCCUGUUUCUGUAGCAGUUAGCCUUGUCUUAGCCAGAACGUUCCAUAGGGCAGGAGUCUGUCUCCUGUUUCUGUAGCAGUUAGCCUUGUCUUAGUCAGAACGUUCCAUAGGGCAGGAGUCUGUCUCCUGUUUCUGUAGCAGUUAGCCUUGUCUUAGCCAGAACGUUCCAUAGGGCAGGAGUCUGUCUCCUGUUUCUGUAGCAGUUAGCCUUGUCUUAGCCAGAACGUUCCAUAGGGCAGGAGUCUAUCUCCUGUUUCUGUAGCAGUUAGCCUUGUCUUAGCCAGAACGUUCCAUAGAGCAGGAGUCUGUCUCCUGUUUCUGUAGCAGUUAGCCUUGUCUUAGCCAGAACGUUCCAUAGGGCAGGAGUCUGUCUCCUGUUUCUGUAGCAGUUAGCCUUGUCUUAGCCAGAACGUUCCAUAGAGCAGGAGUCUGUCUCCUGUUUCUGUAGCAGUUAGCCUUGUCUUAGCCAGAACGUUCCAUAGGGCAGGAGUCUGUCUCCUGUUUCUGUAGCAGUUAGCCUUGUCUUAGCCAGAACGUUCCAUAGAGCAGGAGUCUGUCUCCUGUUUCUGUAGCAGUUAGCCUUGUCUUAGCCAGAACGUUCCAUAGGGCAGGAGUCUGUCUCCUGUUUCUGUAGCAGUUAGCCUUGUCUUAGCCAGAACGUUCCAUAGGGCAGGAGUCUAUCUCCUGUUUCUGUAGCAGUUAGCCUUGUCUUAGCCAGAACGUCCCAUAGGGCAGGAGUCUGUCUCCUGUUUCUGUAGCAGUUAGCCUUGUCUUAGCCAGAACGUUCCAUAGAGCAGGAGUCUGUCUCCUGUUUCUGUAGCAGUUAGCCUUGUCUUAGCCAGAACGUUCCAUAGAGCAGGAGUCUGUCUCCUGUUUCUGUAGCAGUUAGCCUUGUCUUAGCCAGAACGUUCCAUAGGGCAGGAGUCUGUCUCCUGUUUCUGUAGCAGUUAGCCUUGUCUUAGCCAGAACGUUCCAUAGAGCAGGAGUCUGUCUCCUGUUUCUGUAGCAGUUAGCCUUGUCUUAGCCAGAACGUUCCAUAGAGCAGGAGUCUGUCUCCUGUUUCUGUAGCAGUUAGCCUUGUCUUAGCCAGAACGUCCCAUAGAGCAGGAGUCUGUCUCCUGUUUCUGUAGCAGUUAGCCUUGUCUUAGCCAGAACGUUCCAUUGAGCAGGAGUCUGUCUCCUGUUUCUGUAGCAGUUAGCCUUGUCUUAGCCAGAACGUUCCAUAGGGCAGGAGUCUGUCUCCUGUUUCUGUAGCAGUUAGCCUUGUCUUAGCCAGAACGUUCCAUUGAGCAGGAGUCUGUCUCCUGUUUCUGUAGCAGUUAGCCUUGUCUUAGCCAGAACGUUCCAUAGAGCAGGAGUCUGUCUCCUGUUUCUGUAGCAGUUAGCCUUGUCUUAGCCUCGUUCCAUAGGGCAGGAGUCUGUCUCCUGUUUCUGUAGCAGUUAGCCUUGUCUUAGCCAGAACGUUCCAUAGAGCAGGAGUCUGUCUCCUGUUUCUGUAGCAGUUAGCCUUGUCUUAGCCAGAACGUCCCAUAGAGCAGGAGUCUGUCUCCUGUUUCUGUAGCAGUUAGCCUUGUCUUAGCCAGAACGUUCCAUAGAGCAGGAGUCUGUCUCCUGUUUCUGUAGCAGUUAGCCUUGUCUUAGCCAGAACGUCCCAUAGAGCAGGAGUCUAUCACCUGUUUCUGUUGCAUGAGGCAGCUUGAAGUACAAUGUUGCUCUUUGAAAAGUGAAAUCUCUUUCUGACUGCUGGAUUAUCUUUCUGUUUUCCAUGACAGAGAGUGCUGAGUUGGCAGAGUAGGGAAGAAUGAGAGAGAGAGAGAGAGAGGAGAGAGAGAGGAUGACUGGAGCUUUAAUUAAAUGUUUAGUAUCAAUCUCUUUGAGCUCUCUGCUGUCCUGCCAGAUUUUUUUAUCUGCUGUUGCCAGAUGUCCUCUAUCUUGUGGAAAUAGUUUUUUUAUGUUAUUGCAUCACACGAACAUUGUACAGAACAAUAUACAGCUAUGGAAAUACAGGGUUCAACUUACAAAGGGAAGUGACUCUCCUAAUCACUCUGACGUCAUUAGACUGUGCAGCUGAACACUGUAUGCUGGAAACACUCAGUUUGUUAUUUUUGACUUAAACAUAACCCAUAUUCGUUAAAUAUAAAUACCGAACUUGUUUUUGCGUGGAUUCUGCAACGCAGUUAGCUUUUAACAGCUGGGACCGCUAUUUCUUGUCCCGGAAUCCCGCUUAACAGACAGGUUGAAGCCUGCUUGACAGAGACGCUAAGCUGCUAGCCAUCAAGCUAACGAAGUAGUGGGCAGAUUUCCUCUUCCUUCUCGCCAGCCGUGAUUUUGGGCAGCUCCAUGGUAAGAAAUGUGACCGUUCCUGGUGCAAAAACAAUUUCCUAUCCAGGAGCUUGAGUAAAUGACAUUACUAAGCUGCUCCCAAAUGUACUACAUCAGGACAUGGAAAUCGAUUCUAUCGUAGUCCAUGUGGGUUUUAAUGACAUUAUGAAGGGCAGCUAUGAACAGUUGAAACUGGAUUUUAAAGAGCUUUACUGGUUCAAAUAGCCGACCAAUCAGCCUGUUACCAACCCUUAGUAAACCUUUGGAAAAAAUUGUGUUUGACCAGAUACAAUUCUAUUUUAUAGUAAACAAAUUGACAACAGACUUUCAGCAUGCUUGUAGGGAAGGACAUUCAACAAGCACAGCACUUACACAAAUGACUGAUGAUUGGCUGUGAGAUUGUGGGGGCUGUUUUGUUAGACUUUAGUGCGGCUUUUGACAUUAUCGAUUAUAUUCUGCUGUUGGGAAAACUUAUGUGUUAUGGCUUUACACCCCCUGCUAUAUUGUGGAUAAAGAGUUACCUGUCUAACAGAACACAGAGGGUGUUCUUUAAUGGAAGCCUCUCCAACAUAAUCCAGGUAGAAUCAGGAAUUCCCCAGAGCAGCUGUCUAGGCCCCUUGCUUUUUUCAAUCUUUACUAACGACAUGCCACUGGCUUUGAGUAAAGCCACUGUGUCUAUGUAUGCGGAUGAUUCAACACUAUACACUAUAAACACUAAAAAAAUUGUCAAAGACUCCAGCCACCCUAGUCAUAGACUUUUCUCUCUGCUACCGCACGGCAAGCGUAUGUGGGAACUCCUUCAAGACGGUUGGAAAAGUAUUCCUCAUGAAGCUGGUUGAGAGAAUGCCAAGAGUGUUCAAAGCUGUCAUCAAGGCAAAGGGUGGUUACUUUGAAGAAUCUCAAAUAUAAAAUACAUUUUGAUUAGUUUAAGACUUUUUUGGUUACUACAUGAUUCCAUAUGUGUUAUUUCAUAGUUUUGAUGUCUUCACUAUUAUUCUACAAUGUAGAAAAUAGUAAAAAUAAAGAAAAACCCUGGAAUGAGUAGGUGUGUCCAAACUUUUGACUGGUACUGUACAUCAGUCUCUCUAUACAUCAGUCUUCACACCCAAGGUGCUUAAGAAAAUAAUAUACAAAUAAUAAUCAUAAUAAAAACAAAAACACAGAACAUUUUACACCGCAGACAAAAAUCUAAGCUAUACAAGUGUUGUCUGAUCCAGUGGACAGGACAACAGAAUUAACAUACAUUCCAUAACUGUUCUCUCUCUUCUGUUCUCUCUCUAGACCCCGAGGAUGAUGGUGGUAGUCUGUUGAUUCUACUGGCCCUGUUCACUGGCAUCAUCCUGGCCCUGGCGUCCUCUCUGUUGGUCCUCAUGUGGUGAGAUAAUAUACCAUUUAUCUGGCCCUGGCCUCCUCUCUAUCGGUCCUCAUAUAAUAAUGAUAAUGAUGAUAAUGAUAAUACCUAUUUUCCUAGUAUGUCGAAAUCAGACACACUCCAAUACACAGUUUCUAUAGCAAGUGAAUUGAAACAUUUAUUCACAUGUAAAUAUUAAUCUUUUUUUGCUUUUUCAAUGUAGGGUGAGGCAAUGGAGGCGGGACAAUGUGACAAAACAGGAACUGACCUCAAUGGUGAAGAUGAAGUCCAUGCCAAUCUAAAGUGAGUGAGCCCUGACCUCUAACCUAUAACCCUUAUCACUAACUAGUCAAAUGGAGAAGUUGAGGUCCACUACUACUCUACAUUGCCUCCAGGAUUCUGCGAUUGCAUAUUUUUUUUGCUAAAUCAAUAAUACCCAGCAUAUUAUGCUAUCGGCUUGCAAAUUUGACAAAUCACCGCACUAUUAUCACAUACAACUGACCAAUCACCGCAGUAUAAAAAGAGGGCUCGCAAUUUCAACCAACCACCGGAUAUUAGAGCUAAGGCAGGUGGGGUGGGGUGGGGUGGGGGAUAUUAGGGCUAAGGCUGGUGGGGUGGGUGGGGGGAUAUUAGAGCUAAGGCAGGUGGGGUGGGGUGGGGUGGGGGAUAUUAGGGCUAAGGCUGGUGGGGUGGGUGGGGUGGGGGAUAUUAGGGCUAAGGCUGGUGGGGUGGGUGGGGGAUAUUAGGGCUAAGGAUGGUGGGUGGGUGGGUGGGGGAUAUUAGGCUAAGCUGGUGGAGUGGGGGAUAUUAGGGCUAAGGCUGGUGGGGUGGGUGGGUGGGGGAUAUUAGGGCUAAGGCUGGUGGAGUGGGUGGGGUGGGGGAUAUUAGGGCUAAGGCUGGUGGGGUGGGUGGGUGGGGGAUAUUAGAGCUAAGGCAUGGUGGGGUGGGGUGGGGUGGGGGAUAUUAGGGCUAAGGCUGGUGGGGUGGGUGGGGUGGGGGAUAUUAGGGCUAAGGCUGGUGGGGUGGGUGGGGGAUAUUAGGGCUAAGGCUGGUGGGGUGGUGGGGGAUAUUAGGGCUAGGCUGGUGGGGUGGGUGGGUGGGGGAUAUUAGGGCUAAGGCUGGUGGGGUGGUGGGGGAUAUUAGGGCUAAGGCUGGUGGGGUGGUGGGGAUAUUAGGGCUAAGGCUGGUGGGGUGGGGGGGGAUUUAGACCUAAGGCAGGUGGGUGGGGUGGGUGGGGAUAUUAGGGCUAAGUGCUGGGUGGUGUGGGUGGGGGGAUAUUAGGGCUAAGGCUGGUGGGGUGGGUGGGGGAUAUUAGGGCUAAGGCUGGUGGGGUGGUUGGGGGAUAUUAGGGCUAAGGCUGGUGGGGUGGGUGGGGGAUAUUAGGGCUAAGGCUGGUGGGGUGGGUGGGUGGGGGAUAUUAGGGCUAAGGCUGGUGGGUGGGGUGGGGGGGAUAUUAGGGCUAAGGCUGGUGGGGUGGGUGGGUGGGGGAUAUUAGGGCUAAGGCUGGUGGGGUGUGUGGGGGAUAUUAGGGCUAAGGUGGUGGGGUUGGGUGGUGGGGGAUAUUAGGGCUAAUGGUGGUGGAUGGUGGGUGGUGUGGGGGAUAUUAGGUAAGGCUGGUGGGGUGGGUGGGUGGGGGAUAUUAGGGCUAAGGUGGUGGUGUGGUGGGUGUGGGGGAUAUUAGGGCUAAGGCUGGUUGUGGUGGUGGGUGGGUGGGGGAUAUUAGGUAAGGUGGUGGGUGGGUGGUGGGGAUAUUAGGGCUAAGGUGGUGGGUGGGUGUGGGGGAUAUUAGGCUAAGGCUGGUUGGGUGGUGGGGAUAUUAGGCUAAGGCUGGUGGUGGGGUGGGGAUAUUAGGCUAAGGCUGGUGAGUGGGUGGGUGGGGGAAUUAGGGCUAAGGCUGGUGGUGGGUGGGUGUGGGGGAUAUUAGGGCUAAGGCUGGUGGGUGGGUGUGGGGAUAUUAGGGCUAAGGCUUGGUGGGUGGGUGGGUGGCAUGCAUUAGGGCUAAGGCUGGUGGGGUGGGUGGGGGAUAUUAGGGUAAGGCUGGUGGGUGGGUGGGGGAUAUUAGGCUAGGUGUGGGGUGGGUGGGGGAUAUUAGGGCUAAGGCUGGUGUGGGUGGGUGGGGGAUAUUAGGGCUAAGGCUGGUGGGGUGGGUGGGGGAUAUUAGGCUAAGGCUGUGGAUGGGUGGGGGAUAUUGAAGGUCUACAGGCUGGUGGUGGGUGGGGAAUCUAGGGCUAAGGAUGGUUGGGGUGCGGGCUUGGAGUGGAUAUAGGGACUCAGCGCUGGUGGGUUGAGAGAAUGCCAAGAGUGUGCAAAGCUGUUAUCAAGGCAAAGGGUGGCUAUUUGAAGAAUCUCAAAUAUAAAAUAUAUUUUGGUUUGUUUAACACUUUUUUGGUUACUUCAUGAUUCCAUAUGUGUUAUUUCAUAGUUUUGAUGUCUUCACAAUUAUUCUACAAUGUUGGCCAGUAGUGUAUAUCCUCCUGAUUUCAGUUCACAAGCAAAAACUCAAACAGGAAGUACCAGUGACAUGUUCAAUACGGAAGUGGUUCGUUGAAGCGGAUGUUAAGCUAUAGGUCUGUUUAGCUAGCAAAGACAUUAAUAUUUUCCAGGAUUCAUCCAAUGGCAUUGAGGAGUAUAAGUGCAUUGAUGACAUCGUCCCCACAGCGACCAUACGUACCCAACCAUAAACCAUGGAUUACAGGCAACAUCCGCACUGAGCUAAAGGCUAGAGCUACCUCUUUCAAGGAGCGGUACACUAAUCCGGGCGCUUAUAAUAAAUCCUGCUACGCCCUACAACAAACCAUCAAAACAGGCAAAGCGUCAAUACAGGGCUAAGAUUGAAUCCUACUACAUCAGCUCUGAUGCUCCUCGGAUGUAGCAGGGCUUGCAAGCUAUCACGGAUUACAAAGGGAAACCCAGCCGCGAGCUGCCCAGUAACGUGAGCCUACCAGACGAGCUAAAUUCUAUGCCUUCUAUGCGUGCUUCGAGGCAAGAAACACUGAACCAUGCAUGAGAUCACCAGCUGUUCUGGACAACUGUGUGAUCACGCUCUCCGAAGCUGAUGUGAGUAAGACCUUUAAACAGAUUAACAUUCACAAGGCCGCAGGGACAGACGAAUACUCAGAGGAUGCGCUGACCAGCUGGAAAGUGUCUUCACUGACAUUUUCAACCUCUCCCUGACCCAGUCUGUAAAACCUAAGUUUCAAGCAGACCACCAUAGUCCCUGUGCCCAAGAACGCUAAGGUAACCUGUCUAAAUGACUACCGCCCCAUAGUGCUCACAUCUGUAGCCAUGAAGUGCUUUGAAAGGCUGGUCAUUGCUCACAUCAACACCAUCAUCCCAGACACCCUGGACCCACUCCAAUUCGCAUACCGCCCCAACAGAUCCACAGAUGACACAAUGUCUAUUGCACUCCACACUGCCCUUUCCCACCUGGACAAAAGGAACACCUGUGUGAGAAUGAUGUUCAUUGACUACAGCUCAGCGUCCAACACCAUAGUGCACUCCAAGCUCAUCACUAAACUAAGGACCAUGGGACUGAACACCUCCCUCUGCAACUGGAUCCUGGAGUGCACUAUGGUCUGUAGCAUUGAAGGUCCCCAAAAACACAGUUGCCUCCAUCAUUCUUAAAUGGAAUAAGUUUGGAACCACCAAGACCCUUCCUAGAGCUGGCCGCCCGGCCAAACUGAGCAAUCGGGGGAGAAGGGCCUUGGUCAGGGAGGUGACCAAGAACCCGAUGGUCACUCUGACAGAGCUCCAGAGUUCCUCUGUGGAGAUGGGAGAACCUUUCAGAAGGACAUCCAUCUCUGCAGCACUCCACCAAUCAGGCCUUUAUGGUAGAGUGGCCAGAUGGACUUGAACCCGAUCGAACAUCUCUAGAGAGAACUGAAAAUAGCUGUGCAGCGACGCUCCCCAUCCAACCUGACAGAGCUUGAGAGAAUCUGCAGAGAAGAAUGGGAGAAACUCCCCAAAUACAGGUGUGCCAGGCUUUUAGCGUCAUACCCAAGAAGACUCGAGGCUGUAAUCGCUGCCAAAGGUGCUUCAACAAAGCACUGAGUAAAGGGUCUGAAUACUUAUGUUAAUUUAAUAUUUCCGUUUUUUAUUUUUUAUUUUUUAUAAAUUUGCUACAAUUUCUAAAAACCUGUUUUUACUUUGUCAUUAUGGGGUAUUGUGUGUCGAUUGAUGACUGAAAAAAAACUAUAAUAUCUGAAUGUCUGUCUUUCUUUCUGUCCAUUUUCUCUAUAUUCAUCACCCAGCUCUUUCUUUCUGUCCAUCUUCUCUAUAUUCAUCACCCAGCUCUGUCAUUAUGCAGGGCCUGUCUGUCAGAGAAAGGCAUUAUUAGAUGUGAUUUAUAUGUGUUGUUCCUUCUCUCCUCUCUUCCCUUCUCUCCUCUCUUCCCUUCUCUCCUCUCUCCCCUUCUCUUCCCUCCUCUCCUCUCCUCUUCCCUCCUCUCCUCUCCUCUCCUCUCCUCUCCUCUCCUCUCCUCUCCUCUCCUCUCCUCUCCUCUCCUCCUAUCUUACCUCCUCUCCUCUCCUCAGCCUAGGUUGGCCCCUCCUCUCAGCCCUUAUAGGGCCCCUUGUCUCCACCAGGCCACACCCCCAACAGGUGGGUGCAGCGUCCACAAAACACUACCCACAAUCCACCAUGCUACCCACAAGCCAUCUGGAGCGUUUGCCUGGCCUGAUCGCUGCCCGCCAAACGGACAGACAUGGUGGAACGAAUGACUGACUCCACCCACUGGAGUUUAACAUCAUCUGAUUGGCCAUAAGGCUCAACACUACGUACUGUACAGUACAGUGUGGAUCACCACCCAACAACAUAUCUGUCCUCUGACCCUGACUGACUGAACAAGGUAUAGGUUCUGGUACCUUUCACAGUAUUCCUUUCUGGGGACCUGAUGAUCUAAUGGUCCUUUAUUCAUUUCAAAUGCUUCUUCAAAUGUAAGAAGCAUUAUUAUAUAGACCGAUUGGCAUUAUAACAUGUUCUAGACUGGUUAUAUACUGGUUAUGAAGAGGGUAUGGACAGAUUGGCAUUCUGCAGAAUAGGUACUGCAAUUCAGAGGAGAAGGAACGCCCUGCAAACGAGGCUGCUGCUAUUGGUCAUUCGAUGAGGAGGAGGGAACAGAGUUCGGCCAUAUCCAUGCUGGCUAAUUACUAGCAGUAUCAGGAUGAUGUCAUAACUUCCUGUAUAUAGAUGCGUUAAAGGAGGAUGAUGUCAUAACUUCCUGUAUAUAGAUGCGUUAAAGGAGGAUGAUGUCAUAACUUCCUGUAUAUAGAUGCAGUGUCAGGAUGAUGUCAUAACUUCCUGUAUAUAGAUGCGUUAAAGGAGGCACAUUCAACAAAUCUGAUCUAACAAAGUGGAUAUUCGUCAAAUCCGUCAUUAUUUAUGUUUUGUAACAGGCCCACAAUGUGGCUACUUACAGACUCCACCAGACCAGACUAGACUAAACUACACCAGACUAGACCAGACUAGACCAGACUAAACUACACCAGACUAGACCAGACUAGACCAGACUAAACUACACCAGACUAGACCAGACUAGACCAGACUAAACUACACCAGACUAGACCAGACUAGACCAGACUAAACUACACCAGACUAGACCAGACUAGACCAGACUAAACUACACCAGACUAGACCAGACUAGACCAGACCAGUGGUCCUCUGUAGCUCAGCUGGUAGAGCACGGCGCUUGUAACGCCAAGGUAGUGGGUUCGAUCCCCGGGACCACCCAUACACAAACAUGUAUGCACGCAUGACUAUAAGUCGCUUUGGAUAAAAGCGUCUGCUAAAUGGCAUAUUAUUAUUAUUAUUAUUAUUAUUACUAGACCAGACUACACCAGACAACACCAGACCAAACCAGACUACACCAGACUAGACCAGACCAGACCGAUCCCGACAGACCAGACCAGACACCAACCAGACUAGACCAUACCAGACCAGACCAACCACAGACUACACCAGACAGACCAGACCAGACCAACCAGACUAACCAGACAACCAGACUAGACCAGACCAGCACCAGACUAGCCAGACUAACCAGACAGACCAGACCAGACUACCAGACUAGACCAGACCAGACCAGACCAGACUAGACCAGACCAGACCAGACUAGACCAGACCAUACUACCAGACUAGACCAGACCAGACCAACUAGACCAACUAGACCAGACUAGACCAACCAGACUAGACCAGACCUAGACCAGACCAGACCAGACCAGACUAUACCAGACUAGACCAGACUAGACCAGACCAGACUAGACCAGACUAGACCAGACUAGACCAGACCAGACCAGACCAGACUAGACCAGACUAUACCAGACUAGACCAGACCAGACCAGACCAGACUAGACCAGACUAUACCAGACUAGACCAGACCAGACCAGACCAGACUACACCAGACUAGACCAGACCAGACCAGACCAGACCAGACCAGACCAGACUAGACCAGACCAGACCAGACCAGACUAGACCGAAAACCUUUACCUACACAGCAUUAUUCUGCUCUGAUGCCAGUGAUAGUGAUGAUAGUGAUGCCAGUAUAGUGAUGAUAGUGAUGCCAGUGAUAGUGAUGCCAGUGAUAGUGAUGUUAUGUCUUGGUUCUUUACAGCGCUGUGUAGUCAUGUAAAACACAAGGUGCCUUCACUCCAAGUUCCUUUCUGAGAUUAUUUGACAACUGUAAUGUUUUCUCAAGCUAGUACCUAUGCAUGGAUCCUAUUGAAGCCUUGUGGAUGUUGUAUUCUAUAUUAACCAACAGAAUGAAAUAGUUCAUAUAUAUUAUGUUAUUUUUAGAGAUGUUUAGCUAAAACUGUUCCGUAUGCACCAUUCUCCAGUCAAUGAUAUGAAGCUCAGAUACAGUAUAUAUUUCCCAGUCUGUACUCCUUUCGUUCCAAAUGGCACCCUGUUCCCUGUGUAGUGCUGUAUGUUUGACUAGGGCCCAUAGAGCUCUGGUCUAAAGUAGUGCACUAUAUAGGGAAUAGGGUGCCAUUUGGGACGCAGCCACAUUUCAACACACGAUCAUGUUCUUUUCAUGAUUAAUAGUAAUUAAUAUUUGACAUCAUAUUUUUAUAUGCUCAUGUUCUCUGUGAUAAGGAUCGACGGAAAGUGAUUGUCUCAAUGAUAAUCAAAGUGAACUUUAUGCAAUGUAUGAUUUUUACAAUUCAAACCCUGUUUUAAUUAUAUUUCUAAUCCAGUUCAAGUCAAAUUGAACUUCAGACCUAAAGAUGUGUUUGUGAUGGAUAAUGUUUGCCCUACCUCUAACAAUACAUUGUUAUCUGUGCCAAAGCCUUGCUAUGCAUAUAGAAAAUGGCAACUUUUACAUGAGUCAUGGGUCAUGGGUCAUGGGUCAUGGAGUUCACCCCCUAGAUGUCCUUAGAGGUAGUCCACAGUUUCCAUAACAUACUGAAUCCUACAGCGGUCACCCUUCAGUUUCCAUAACAUACUGAAAUCCUACAGCGGUCACCCUUCAGUUUCCAUAACAUACUGAAUCCUACAGCGGUCACCCUUCAGUUUCCAUAACAUACUGAAUCCUACAGCGGUCACCCUUCAGUUUCCAUAACAUACUGAAUCCUACAGCGGUCACCCUUCAGUUUCCAUAACAUACUGAAUCCUACAGCGGUCACCCUUCAGUUUCCAUAACAUACUGAAUCCUACAGCGGUCACCCUUCAGUUUCCAUAACAUACUGAAAUCCUACAGCUGUCAGACUUAAAGUGCAGUCAGUACAAAGUAUACACAAGAUAUCCCAUCAGGCUAUAGGAGCAUUGAGAGGUUCUCUGAUUUGUCAGUCACCUGAGAUUCUCUUUUAACCUGAGAUGCUCAGAGAAGAUGUUCAUUAGACACUGACAUGUCUUCUCCACCAGAGCAUUAUUGAUCACAUCUCUCUGAUUAAAUGUUCUCUCUCUCCGACCGUCACAUACUGAGAUUCUAACACAUGGUUGACAAUGGUGUGUUUUUACCUGACAGUACUGUAGGUUGAAGAGGGAUUAGGGUUGUUGUGAUGGUUAGGGUUGUUGUGAUGGUUAGAGAUAGGGUUAAGGUUGUUGUGAUGUGGUGGUGGCCUUGAUUUUCAGUCUCUACGGUAUAUGCAGGGAUUGACUUGGGCAGGAGCUCACUGGAGCCCAGUACCGGCACCUCAAAUGUUCUACCGAUUGAGCUCCUGUUCCUCUUAUAGAAUAUUAGCUCAAAAGUACUGUGGAGCUCCUGCACCUAAUUAUAAACAGUACCGGCACCCAAAAUGUGUACCGGCACCUAUUUAAAUCCAAGUCAACCACUGGGUAUAUGUAAUAGAAAUUGUCUGACACGUGAGACUAGGAAAUCCUACCACAGGACAUGCUGGCUUGAUUGUAGGCCUAUUAUUAUUGGGUAAAGACAAACCAUUUAUUGGGAAAAUGGUUGAUAAUUGUGAAAAAUUGUAUUCAAAUCAAAUUGUAUUUGUCACAUGCGACAUAUGUGUAGAUUUUACUGUGAAAUGCUUACGAGCCCUUUCCCAACAAUGCAGAGUUACAAAGGUAGAACUGAAUGGUAAAGAAAAUGCAUUUUUCUAUUGCCUGUUUCUAGUAUCAAUGUUCUACCAAAGUCAUUGUGAGGUCAACAUAAUAAUACAUAUUUUAUAUAUGUAUGUAUAUGUAUAUAUAUAUAUAUAUGUAUAUAUAUGUAUGUAUGUAUGUAUAUAUAUAUAUAUAUAUAUAUAUAUAUAUAUAUAUAUAUACAGUGCCUUCGGAAAGUAUUCAGACCCCUUGACUUUUUCCACAUUUUGUUACGUUACAGCCUUAUUCUAAAAUUGAUUAAAUUGUUUUUUCCCCUCAUUAAUCUACACACAAUACCCCGUAAUGACAAAGCAAAAACUGGUUUUUAGAAAUGUAUGCUAAUUUAUAUAAAAUAAAACUGAAAUAUUACAUUUACAUAAGUAUUCAGACCCUUUACUCAGUACUUUGUUGAAGCACCUUUGGCAGCGAUUACAGCCUCGAGUCUUCUUGGGUAUGACGCUACAAGCUUGGCACACCUGUAUUUGGGGAGUUUCUCACAUUCUUCUCUGCAGAUCCUCUCAAGCUCUGUCAGGUUGGAUGGGGAGCGUUGCUGCACAGCUAUUUUCAGGUCUCUCCAGAGAUGUUCGAUCAGGUUCAAGUCCGGGCUCUGGCUGGGCCACUCAAGGACAUUCAGAGACUUGUCCCGAAGCCACUCCUGCGUUGUCUUGGCUGUGUGCUUAGGGUCGUUGUCCUGUUGGAAGGUGAACCUUCGCCCUAGUCUGAGGUCCUGAGCGCUCUGGAGAAGGUUUUCAUCAAGGAUUUUUCUGUACUUUUCUCCGUUCAUCUUUGCCUCGAUCCUGACUAGUCUCCCAGUCCCUGCCGCUGAAAAACAUCCCCACAGCAUGAUUCUGCCACCACCAUGCUUCCCCGUAGGGAUGGUGCCAGGUUUCCUCCAGACGUGACGCUUAGCAUUCAGGCCAAAGAGUUCAAUCUUGGUUUCAUCAGACCAGAGAAUCUUGUUUCUCAUGGUCUAAGAGUCUUUAGGUGCCUUUUGGCAAACUCCAAGCGGGCUGUCAUGUGCCUUUUACUGAGGAGUGGCUUCCGUCUGGCCACUCUACCAUAAAGGCCUGAUUGGUUGAGUACUGCAGAGAUGGUUGUCCUUCUGGAAGGUUCUCCCAUCUCCACAGAGGAACUCUGGAGCUCUGUCAGAGUGACCAUCAGGUUCUUGGUCACCUCCCUGACCAAGGCCCUUCUCCCCCGAUUGCUCAGUUUGGCUGGGCAGCCAGCUCUAGGAAGAGUCUUGGUGGUUCCAAACUUCUUCCAUUUAAGAAUGAUGGAGGCCACUGUGUUCCUGGGGACCUUCAAUGCUGCAGAAAUGUUUUGGUACCCUCCCCCAGAUCUGUGCCUCGACACAAUCCUGUCUCUGAGCUCUACAGACAAUUCCUUCGACCUCAUGGCUUGGUUUUUGCUCUGACAUGCACAGUCAACUGUGGGACCUUAUAUAAACAGGUGUGUGCCUUUCCGAAUCAUGUCCAAUCAAUUGAAUUUACCACAGGUGGACUCCAAUCAAGUUGUAGAAACAUCUCAAGUAUGAUCAAUGGAAACAGGAUGCUCCUGAGCUCAAUUUCGAGUCUCAUAGCAGAGGGUCUGAAUACUUAUGUAAAUAAGAUAUUUCUGUAGUUGUAAUACAUUUGCAAACAAUUCUAAGAACCUGUUUUCGCUUUGUCAUUAUGGGGUAUUGUGUGUAGAUUGCUGAGGAUUUUUAUUUAUUUAAUCGAUUUUAAAAUAAGGCUGUAACGCAACAAAAGGUGGAAUAAUGUAUUGGACCAGGCUAUAUAAGUAUUGGACCAGGCUAUAUACAGUACCAGUCAAAUGUUUGGACACCUACUCAUUCAAGGGUUUUUCUUUAUUUUUACUAUUUUCGACAUUGUAGAACUAUAAAAUAACACAUCAUGUAGUGACCAAAAAAGUGUUAAACAAAUCAAAUUAUAUUUUAUAUUUGAGAUUCUUCGAAGUAGCCACCCUUUGCCUUGAUGACAUCUUUGCACACUCUUGGCAUUCUCUCAACCAGCUUCACCUGGAAUUAUUUUCCAACAGUCUUGAAGGAGUUCCCGCAUAUACUGAGCACUUGUUGGCUGCUUUUCCUUCACUCUGCGGUCCAACUCAUCCCAAACCAUCUCAAUUGGGUUGAGGUCGGGUGAUUGUGUUGGCCAGGUCAUCUGAUGCAACACUCCAUCCCUCUCCUUCUUGGUAAAAUAGCCCUUACACAGCCUGGAGGUGUGUUGGGUCAUUGUCCUGUUGAAAAACAAAUGAUAGUCCCACUAAGCCCAAACCAGAUGGGAUGGCUUAUCGCUGCAGAAUGCUGUGGUAGCAAUGCUAGUUAAGUGUGCCUUGAAUUCUAAAUAAAUCUUGGCCAGUGUCACCAGCAAUGCACCCCCACACCAUCACACCUCCUCCUCCAUGCUUCACGGUGGGAACCACACAUGCGGAGAUCAUCCGUUCACCUACUCUUUGUCUCACAAAGACACGGCGGUUGGAACCAAAAAUCUCAAAUUUGGACUCAUCAGACCAAAGGACAGAGUUCCACCAGUCUAAUGUCCAUUGCUCGUGUUUCUUGGCCCAAGCAAGUCUCUUCUUCUUAUUGGUGUCCUUUAGUAGUGGUUUCUUUGCAGCAAUUCGACCAUGAAGGCCUGAUUCACACAGUCUCCUCUGAACAGUUGAUGUUGAGAUGUGUCUGUUACUUGAACUCUGUGAAGCAUUUAUUUGGGCUGCAAUCUGAGGUGCAGUUAACUCUAAUGAACCUAUCCUCUGCAGCAGAGGUAAUUCUGGGUCUACCAUUCCUGUGGCGGUCCUCAUGAGAACCAGUUUCAUCAUAGUGCUUACUGGUUUUUGCGACUGCACUUGAAGAAACUUUCAAAGUUCUUGACAUUCUGGAUUGACUGACCUUCAUAUCUUAAAGUAAUGAUGGACUGUCGUUUCUCUUUGCUUAUUUGAGCUGUUCUUGCCAUAAUAUGGACUUGGUCUUUUACCAAAUAGGGCUAUCUUCUGUAUACCCCCCCUACCUUGUCACAACACAACUGAUUGGCUCAAACGCAUUAAGAAGGAAAGAAAUUCCACAAAUUAACUUAUAAUCAAUCAAUCAAUCAAUCUUUUCAUAAAGCCCUUUUUACAUCAGCAGAUGUCAGAAAGUGCUUUACAGAAACCCAGCCUAAAACCCCAAACAGCAAGCAAUGCAGAUGUAGAAGCACGGUGGCUAGGAAAAACUCCCUAGAAAGGCAGGAACCUAGGAAGAAACCUAGAGAGGAACCAGGCUCUGAGGGGUGGCCAGUCCUCUUCUGGCUGUGCCGGGAGGAGAUUAUAACAGUACAUGGCCAUUAAGGCCAGAUUUUUUUCCAAGAUGUUCAAACGUUCAUAGAUGACCAGCAGGGUCAAAUAAUAAUCACAGUGGUUGUAGAGGUUGCAACAGGUCAGGACAUCAGGAGUAAAUGUCACUUGGCUUUUCAUAGCCGGGCAUUUAGAGGUUGAAAACAGCAGGUCUGGGACAAGGUAGCACGUCCGGUGAACAGGUCAGGGUUCCAUAGCCUCAGGCAGAAGAGUGGAAACUGGAGCAGCAGCACGACCAGGUGGACUGGGGACAGCCAGGAGUCAUCAGGCCAGGUAGUCCUGAGGCAUGGUCCUAGGGCUCAGGUCCUCCGGGAGGGGAGGGAGUGAGAGAGAAUUAGAGGGAGCAUACUUAAAUUCACACAGGACACCGGAUAAGACACGAGAAUUACACCAGAUAUAACAGACAAGGUACACCUGUUAAUUAAAAUGCAUUCCAGGUGACUACCUCAUGAAGCUGGUUGAGAGAAUGCCAAGCGUGUGUAAAGCUGUCAUCAAGGCAAAGGGUGGCUAUUUGAAGAAUCUCAAAUAUAAUUUGAUUUGUUUAACACUUUGUUGGUUAUUAUUAUUCUACAAUGUAGAAAAUAGUAAAAAUAAUGAAAAACCCUGGAAUGAGUAGGUGUCCAAACUGUUGACUGGUACUGCAUAUAUAUAUAUAUAUAUAUGUCUUGGACCAGGCUAUAUAUAUGUCUUGGACCAGGCUAUAUAUAUAUAUAUAUAUAUAUAUAUAUAUAUAUAUAUAUAUAUAUAUAUACAUGUCUUGGACCAGGCUAUGUAUGUAUCUUUUCUGUUGACAAUUUAUCAGUGUAUCAUAUUUUCUUUCUUUCUUGAUGUGCAUAGCUGUUGGCUGACCAGCAGAGCUUGACUUGGGCAGGAGUACCAGCACAUCAAAUGUUCUACUGCUUGAGCUCCUGCACCUAAAUAUAAACAGUACCGGCACCCAAAAUGAGUCCCGGCACCUAUUUCGGUCCAUGUCAAGCACUGCUGAGCAGUGUGGGAGGGAGGGGCUAGCGCUGUUGGUUUUAUAUGGAGAAAGAUAUCUCUGGUCCAGGGUGUGGUUUGGUUAUGCGCUCAACGUCGCCCUGGACCAGAGCAAGGAUAAAGAUAUUAACAUUAAGACGUCCAUUACAGAUGUACAUAGUGUAUUUCUCUGCUUUGGUGCACAACAAUACGAUAAGCUGUUUUUCUUACUUUAUGUUUGUACUUCUGUGAAAUAAAGUUGAUUAUUUUAUCACACGCUCUAACGCAUUUACUCUUCUAUAGGUUACUACUAGAGGGUUGGAAGAUUAUGGGAACUUUCCCAAAAUUCCCAGGUUUUCCAGAAACCCCGGUUGGAGGAGUCCUUGAUUUCCUGCUUAUGCCCCCAUUUAUAACCACAUUACCAUAGAUAACAUCAAUGAAGCAUAUUUGGUAUAGAUUUGAACAAUUGACUUGCUCUAAGUGGUCCUUAUGAGUUCUCAUUUCCAUCCUGUUGUCAGCCUUACCCAUCCCCCAUCCUGUUAUCAGCCUUACCCAACCCCCAUCCUGUUGUCAGCCUUACCCAACCCCCAUCCUGUUAUCAGCCUUACCCAACCCCCAUCCUGUUAUCAGCCUUACCCAACCCCCAUCCUGUUAUCAGCCUUACCCAACCCCCAUCCUGUUAUCAGCCUUACCCAACCCCCAUCCUGUUAUCAGCCUUACCCAGCCCCCAUCCUGUUAUCAGCCUUACCCAACCCCCAUCCUGUUAUCAGCCUUACCCAACCCCCAUCCUGUUAUCAGCCUUACCCAACCCCCAUCCUGUUAUCAGCCUUACCCAACCCCCAUCCUGUUAUCAGCCUUACCCAACCCCCAUCCUGUUAUCAGCCUUACCCAACCCCCAUCCUGUUAUUACAUUUACAUUUUAGUCAUUUAGCAGACGCUCUUAUCCAGAGCGACUUACAGGAGCAAUUAGGGUUAAGUGCCUUGCUCAAGGGCACAUUUACGUCAUUUAGCAGACGCUCUUAUCCAGAGCGACUACAAAUUGGUGCAUUCACCCUAUAGCCAGUGGGAUAACCACUUUACACUUUUUUUUGGGGGUGGGGGGGGUAGAAGGAUUACUUUAUCCUAUCCCAGGUGUUCCUUAAAGAGGUGGGGUUUCAAAUGUCUCCGGAAGGUGGUGAGUGACUCCGCUGUCCUGGCGUCAAGGAUGAGUUGAUCAGCGAAGUGAGGUAGGGGAGAAGGUCACCGGAGAUGGUCUGGAGAAGAGAGGAGGGGAUGGGGUCAAGCGGGCAGGUUGUUGGGCGGCCUGCAGUCACUAGUCGCAAGAUUUUAUCUGGAGAGAGAGGGGAGAAAGAAGUCAAAGCAUAGGGUAGGGCAGUGUGAGCAGGACCAGCAGUGUCAUUAGACUUAACAAACGAGGAUCGGAUGUCGUCAACCUUCUUUUCAAAGUGGUUGACAAAGUCAUCCACAGAGAGGGAGGAGGGGGGGGGGGGGGGGAGGAUUCAGCAGUGAGGAGAAUGUGGCAAAGAGCUUCCUAGGGUUAGAGGCAGAUGCUUGGAAUUUAGAGUGGUAGAAAGUGGCCUUAGCAGCAGAAACAGAUGAAGAAAAUGUAGAGAGGAGGGAGUGAAAAGAUGCCAGGUCGGCAGGGAGUUUAGUUUUCUUCCAUUUCCGCUCAGCUGCCCGGAGCUCUGUUCUGUGAGCUCGCAAUGAGUCAUCAAGCCACGGAGCUGGAGGGGAGGACCGAGCCGGCCGGGAGGAUAGGGGACACAGGGAGUCAAAGGAUGCAGAAAGGGAGGAGAGGAGGGUUGAGGAGGCAGAAUCAGGAGAUUGGAGGGAGAAGGAUUGAGCAGAGGGAAGAGAUGAUAGGAUGGAAGAGGAGAGAGUAGUGGGAGAGAGAGAGCGAAGGUUGCGGCGGCGCGUUACCAUCUGUGUAGGGGCAGAGUGAGUAGUGUUGGAGGAGAGCGAGAGAGAAAAGGAUACAAAGUAGUGGUCGGAGACAUGGAGGGGAGUUGCAGUGAGAUUAGUAGAAGAGCAACAUCUAGUAAAGAUGAAGUCAAGCGUAUUGCCUGCCUUGUGAGUGGGGGGGGAUGGUGAGAGGGUGAGGUCAAAAGAGGAGAGGAGUGGAAAGAAGGAGGCAGAGAGAAAUGAGUCAAAUGUAGACGUGGGGAGGUUGAAAUCCCCCAAAACUGUGAAGGGUGAGCCAUCCUCAGGAAAGGAACUUAUCAAGGCGUCAAGCUCAUUGAUGAACUCUCCAAGGGAACCUGGAGGGCGAUAGAUGACAAGGAUAUUAAGCUUAAAUGGGCUAGUGACUGUGACAGCGUGGAAUUCAAAUGAGGAGAUAGACAGAUGGGUUAGGGGAAAAAUUGAGAAUGACCACUUGGGAGAGAUGAGGAUUCCUGUGCCACCACCCCUCUGACCAGAUGCUCUCGGGGUAUGCGAGAACACAUGGUCAGACGAGGAGAGCGCAGUAGGAGUAGCAGUGUUUUCAGUGGUAAUCCAUGUUUCCGUCAGCGCCAGGAAGUCGAGGGACUGGAGGGUAGCAUAGGCUGGGAUGAAGUCAGCCUUGUUGGCAGCAGAACGGCAGUUCCAGAGGCUGCCUGAGACCUGGAACUCCAGGUGUGUGGUGCGUGCAGGGACCACCAGGUUAGAGAGGCAGCAGCCACGCGGUGUGAGGCGUUUGUGUAGCCUGUGCGGAGAGGAGAGAACAGGGAUAGGCAGAGGCAUAGUUGACAGGCUGCAGCAGAAGGUUAUCAGCCUUACCCAACCCCCAUCCUGUUAUCAGCCUUACCCAACCCCCAUCCUGUUAUCAGCCUUACCCAGCCCCCAUCCUGUUAUCAGCCUUACCCAACCCCCAUCCUGUUAUCAGCCUUACCCAGCCCCCAUCCUGUUAUCAGCCUUACCCAACCCCCAUCCUGUUAUCAGCCUUACCCAACCCCCAUCCUGUUAUCAGCCUUACCCAACCCCCAUCCUGUUAUCAGCCUUACCCAACCCUCGUGACCCCUAAAGGACAAAAGGACAUUUCUCAACCCAAGAACUUCAACUGGUUACAAUGGGUUGUCGUUGAGACAAAUGAAUGAUGUUCUUCUAGCAACCCCAUAACAAGACGACCCUGCUCUCUUCAACAGAGCUGUGUUGGGGUUUUUCCACUUGGCCCCCGACACUGACUGUCCUGUCAAAGCCCCAUAACAAACAUACAAUAACACCCUUAAUAAGACAACCCUCCUCUCCCUAACAGAGUCCCAUAACCCUUCUCUCUGUGUGAGGUUGUUCCACUCUGCCCCUGGCUGUCUUGGCACCAGUCCUGUCCUGAACAGAGGACACUGUCCUUCCUGUUCGACCGGGGCAGCAUUUCCUGUUUCCUGUCAGCAGGGCACUUAACUGAAGUCACUGACCCUCCUUAAGGCUAAAUAGAGAGGGCCAUCUCAGAAGAGUCUGUUUGUGGCAGUGGUAGUUAUCUGAUUCUGUUACUACCAAACCCUGGUCAAUGGAGGGCCAUCUCAGAAGAAUCAGACUGACACACAGGAGCAGUUUUCAACAUAAAGGUUCAAAAUGUCUAUUUGUACAAAUUAUACCUAUUCAAGUUUUAAAUCAACUUUGUCACUGGUAGACACAAUUCCUGCCUUUUCUGAUGAAAAUAUAAUAAUGAGACACAUUCAUAUUGAUCGGUCGUGUUCUGUUGUAAUGAGAACUGAUCGGUCGUGUUCUGUUGUAAUGAGAACUGAUCGGUCGUGUUCUGUUGUAAUGAGAACUGAUCGGUCGUGUUGUUAUGAGAGGCAGACUGAUUCCUAUUAACAUGUAUCUAGAGCAACACCCACUCACACCCAUUCACAGCUCCAAAGUCCACACAGACACAUCACCUAGCAGACCGAGUGGUCCAGGGCACAGAUUUAUUUUGGAAAAAGAACAACUUUGAAUCCACCCAGACUCUUUACAACACAAGGUACCAAUAUGAAAAUAAGAUAUACACUGUACACACAAAAGUAUGUGGACACCCCUUCAAAUUAGUGGAUUUGGCUAUUUCAGCCACACCCGUUCUUGACAGGUGUAUAAAACUUGAGCAGACAGCCAUGCAAUCUCCAUGGACAAACAUUGCAGUAGAAUGGCCUUACUGAAGAGCUCAGUGACUUUCAACGUGGCAGUGUCAUAGGAUUUUACCUUUCCAACAAGUCAGUUUGUCAAAUUUCUGCCCUGCUAGAGUUGCCCCCGGUCAACUGUAAGUGCUGUUAUUGUGAAGUGGAAACGUCUAGGAGCAACAACGGCUCAACCACGAAGUGGUAGGCCACACAAGCUCACAGAACGGGACCGCCGAGUGCUGUAGAGUAAAAAUCGUCCGUCCUCGGUUGCAACACUCACUACCGAGUUCCAAACUGCCUCUGGAAGCAACGUCAGCACAAGAACUGUUCGUCGGGAGCUUCAUGAAAUGGGUUUACAUGACCGAGCAGCCGCACACAUGCCUAAGAUCACCAUGUGCAACGCCAAGCGUCGGCUGGAGUGGUGUAAAGGUCGCUUCCAUUGGACUCUGGAGCAGUGGAAAUGCAUUCUCUGGAGUGAUGAAUCACGCUUCACCAUCUGGCAGUCCGACGGACGAAUCUGGGUUUGGCGGAUGCCAGGAGAAUGCUACCUGCGCCAAUGCAUAGUGCCAACUGUAAAAUUUGAUGGAGGAGGAAUAAUGGUCUGGGGCUGUUUUUCAUGUUCUGGGCUAGGGCCCUUAGUUCCAGUGAAGGGAAAUCUUAAUGCUACAGCAUACAAUGACAUUCUAGACGAUUCUUCCAACUUUGCGGCAACAGUUUGGGGAAGGCCCUUUCCUGUUUCAGCAUGACAAUGUCCCAGUGUACAAAGCGAGGUCCAUACAGGAACGGUUUGUCGAGAUCAGUGUGGAAGAACUUGACUGGCCUGCACAGAGCCCUGACCUCAACCCUAUCGAACACCUUUGGGAUGAAUUGGAACGCCGACUGCGAGCCAGGCCUAAUCACCCAACAUCAGGGCCCGACCUCACUAAUGCUCUUGUGGCUGAAUGGAAGUAAGUCCCCGCAGCAAUGUUCCAACAUCUAGUGGAAAGCCUUCCCAGAAGAGUGGAGGCUGUUAUAGCAGCAAAGGGGGGAUCAACUCCAUAUUAAUACCCAUGAUUUUGGAAUGAGAUGUUGGACGAGCAGCUGUCCACAUACUUUUGGUCAUGUAGUGUACUUAACAUUUAAAAUUCUAAUUCAAUAAAUAAUAUUCAAACAAAUCAAAAUGCUGAAAUAAAUAAAAUGUGCAUGAUGCAACAUAUCACAUUCACUACACUGUAAAAAAAGACAGCAUCAAUAAUUCUGUUGCAGAAUGACAAUGGACAUAACAUUUGAUUUGACAUGUUAGUGUAUAAUGAGUUGACUCAUUGAUGCCCUCUGCAGGCCAGGGCGUUAAACUGCAGCACACAGCCAUUCGAUAGUGCACAAUUUAGCGAAACGUUUUGCAAAGGAACAAGUUUUGCAACAAAAACAAGUAUUUCUUUUUAGACAAGUUCAGGUUAAUCCCGGCCUGUUUCAAUCUGUUUUCUUCCAUUUAGUACCUAGUGAAUACACCCACAGCUGUUCACCCUCAUCAGGAGAACAAGAUUAUGAGAAGAGACUAAUAGAACUCAAACAUUAUGAUCAGAAAGGAUGAACAUCAUAAAAGGAAUGUUUAAAUAGUGUUGCUCCAAAUGUCAUCUUAUAUAGAAACAAAACAGAUCUCAACAACAGAGAAGCCCUAGCAAGGUUAAAAUGUGACAUCAUGACCUAAUGUGUUCUACAUCAUCACUUAAUAUCAGACAGCAACAGGAGGCUCCACCAAUCAGAAACACAUGGAAGAAUGUACUGCCCUGUUCCCUAAGAUUUUCACCUUCACACAUAAUGUACUGCUCUGUCCCCUUCAGCUUCAUACAUAAUGUACUGCUCUGUCCCCUUCAGCUUCAUACAUAAUGUACUGCUCUGUCCCCUUCAGCUUCAUACAUAAUGUACUGCUCUGUCCCCUUCAGCGUCAUACAUAAUGUACUGCUCUGUUCCCUUCACCUUCACACAUAAUGUACUGCUCUGUCCCCUUCAGCUUCAUACAUAAUGUACUGCUCUGUCCCCUUCAGCUUCAUACAUAAUGUACUGCUCUGUCCCCUUCAGCGUCAUACAUAAUGUACUGCUCUGUUCCCUUCACCUUCAUACAUAAUGUACUGCUCUGUCCCCUUCAGCUUCAUACAUAAUGUACUGCUCUGUUCCCUUCACCUUCACACAUAAUGUACUGCUCUGUCCCCUUCAGCUUCAUACAUAAUGUACUGCUCUGUUCCCUAAGACUUUCCAGUCCAUUCCAUCCAAGUGCACACUUCAGGAGAAGAGUAGAGAAUCAAAUGUUUUUUUUAAAUUUAACCAGGUAGGCCAGUUGAGAACAAGUUCUCAUUUACAACUGCGACCUGGCCAAGAUAAAGCAAAGCAGUGUGAUAAAAACAACAGAGUUACAUAUGGGGUAAAACAACAUACAGUCAGAAAUACAACAUGUAGCCUUUCCCUUUGUCGAUCCAUCAGUAAAAUACCUCACAGCUCGACAUCAAGCACUUCCACACACUCCUGUACUGUACUGAUAGUCACACAGGACACAGCCUCCCAGCCUGACAGUGGAUGGAGGGAGGGAGGGAGGGAGGGAGGGAGGGAGGACGGGACGGAGGGAGGGAGGACGGGAGGGAGGGAGGACGGGAGGGAGGGAGGGAGGGGAGGGAGGGAGGACGGGACGGGACGGAGGGAGGGAGGGAGGGAGGUGGUGGAGGAAGACGUGAUCACUGUGGUGUGA
Molecule: messenger RNA, 49016 nt
Organism: Coregonus sp. 'balchen'
Lineage: Eukaryota; Metazoa; Chordata; Actinopteri; Salmoniformes; Salmonidae
Source: the annotation of a GenBank genome assembly